Messenger RNA from Cinara cedri, 49664 nucleotides. NCBI's taxonomy places the organism in Eukaryota, Metazoa, Arthropoda, Insecta, Hemiptera, Aphididae. The record is from the annotation of a GenBank genome assembly.
CCCCCGGCAAUCGCCGCCGACUGGAAGCACGCCGCCGUCGUCGCCGUCAAAUCGGUGUGCUCUCAGUGUUGUCUUUGCGUGCGUACAACGCUUACAUACGCGGCCGGCCGUGUUCCAAUAACAACAACAACAGCGGACAAUAUCGUCGCAUACGCCGUCGCGCGAUCGGCGAAAUAACCAAACGUGUUCGAGAAUUAAUAAUAUAUCGUAGUAAUUUAUAAUCCCGCGCGUCCGCGCACCGUCACAACGGCCGUGUGAUAAUAAUAUUUAUUAUAAUUAUUAUUGUUGCCCGUUGUAUAACAGCGUAGCGCUGCGGAUAUAAUUUUUUUCCAUAUAUAUAUUUUUUUUUAUUAUUAUUUUUUUUUUUUUUCUCUCCGUUCAAAAUAUCCGAUAUUACGCGUCUUGGCGCCGCGCGCGUAGGCGACGGUACGACACGACACACGAAGCCCGCAGGCGUCCGUUCGCUUCUUACGUAAUAACAGUACGGUGACGCGCCAUCGGGGUGUUUUUUUUUUUUUUUAUCUCUGUUACCUUCCAAAGUUAUUAUUAAUAUUUUCACGUUCCAAUAGCCGGCUAAAUCGGCGUUUCGGUGGCGGCUGCCCGAGGCGCAUCAGCAGCAGCAGCAGCACAACAGGUACACGACCGCCGCCCGUGUGUACCGCCCCGUACCGCAGGAGACCGUCGACCGUAGUCGUCGCGAGUGUAAUGCGCUCUGCGUGCCCGAAUCUGCCGCUGCGACCGUGACCGUUCAUGUAGGAUUUUCAAGAGUCCGUCAAACGCCACACGCCGCGACUGUUCCGUCGACGAAGUCUCCGUCGAGGUCCAUGCGAGGACCGUCACUCUCCCGCACGCCGCGACACACGUCAUCACGCACGCUUAGGAUCUCGUGAGUAAAAACAAUUUUUUUUUUUUUCAUCGCCUCCCCCUCCCCCCCUCCAUCCGUGUCGGUUGAGUCGUCGAGAACCGCGGAAAAUGCCGGCCGCGAAGAGCCGUCGGCGGCGGUCUUCCGGUGUACGCGGAAACCGUCCCCGCGCCGUGGCGUUUUACAAUAUCGCUGUUGUUGUUAUGUGGCGGGCGGCGGCGCGCGUUAUCACCGCGCGGCGGCGCAUAAAGACAGUUGUUAACAGCGCGAACGAUAAUAAAUCGGAACACGCGCAGUUACGCCACAAAAACUCUCUCCUACCAUCACUGCAAAUAUAUAACAUAAUGGAUCCGUGUGAAACUAUUUCAUUUUCUCCGAGAAAAAAAAAAACACACACACACACACACACCAGUUAAUCGUAUUAUUUUUAUUAUAUUAUUCGUCGGCGCGCGUAUAUCAUUAUUCCUUUUGUGCGCGUUAUUACAAUAUUAUUAUCCGCGGCGGCGCAUUCCGUAUUUUCCACAGACACGCCGACGCUCGGCGCCCGCGGGUUCCGUACGAGUGCCGGCAAUCCAGACCGGCCUCCGGCGGUAGGUCCGCGCGGUGCGCCCGCAGGCCAACUCGUAACGCCGCGGCCUGCACCCGCGUAAUCCAAUCGGGGGCGUCCAGCAAUACGCACACGUCACGGCGGGAACGAUAAUAACGGCUCCGUCAUAAUGGCACGCCGGGUACGGGACCGGGACGCCCGUUAUUGUCGUUUGUUGAGUGCAAUGCGAUUGAUCGCGGAUCGCGGUCGCGUUUCCGCGCGUCGACGUGUCAACAUCCCGAGUAGACACCGUCGCGUUCGCGGGCAAUAUCCACCGUCCCGUCGUCAACGCGCGUCUUUCUCGGAAACCGUAGAAAACGGCUCGGGUCGCGGAACAGGUUUGUAUUAUUUCGCCGUAAAUAAACCGCGUGGGCAACGCAGCUUAUAGUUUGCGCAUCGUUUUUUUUUUUUUUCCCCCGUUAUUUUUGUUCCGUCGGAGCGUGCGUUUUACCGCAAAAUGGUAAAAACCAAUACAAAUUCAAUUAGAUUUCCGUCGGCGAACAAGUAUCGAUUUUUUUUCGUUUUUAACGGGUUUCUGUAAGACGCGUUUACUAACCGCGUCCGUAGCGUGCGGGUCGAUUGUUUUUUAAAUAUUUAAUUUCCUUUUUAAUUACAAGGCGUACUCGUACGCGACAUGUAUUCCCGUGUGUCAUAAGGCAACCGUCCCACAAACAUCGGAAGCAUCGAAUUAUUCGACUUGCGUAUAAUGUUAUUAUGUCACGUCUAAAAUCUAUCGUCGAAUAAAAUGAACGGGUUAUCAGGUACCCGGAAAGAGAAAUAAUGCGUUAUAGUGCACCUUUGGUCCGCGGGAAAAGGGCUCGAGUUAAUUUCACGGUCUUUUUAGAUUCGGAGCGUGGCGAGGGAUUUAUUAUUAUUAUUAUUAUUUUUUUUAAAAGAAAUAAAUUAUAUCUUCUGUUACGUUUUCCUCUUUAUUUUUCGAUCUUAAUAAUUGCACGCGCGUAGGCAAUAUUCUCACACGCGUUGCACUGCACGUUCAAACACUAUGGUGUACUUUUCGUCUGGCAAGAAAGGCGUGAGUUCAUAAUACUAUGAUUACAUUAUAAUAUGACUCGAGCCGUUUAGAACCGGCCGUUUAGGAUUGGUCGGGCCGUACAUAGCCCGUCUUCGCCGAGACCGAAGCUUCAGCCGUAUGAUCGUUUUCGUGUUUCGCGACUCUAUGAAGUUUGAUACCUGUGCGGGUUUUCGAUUUGUAUGCGUUUUUAAGAACUACUAAUAACUUUUUUUUUUUUUUCUAAUUACUAUUAUCGUGCCACGACGUUCUAAUAACGUUGAUAUUAGUAUUCAGCGCGACACGCCAGAUCCGCGGCCAUCCGUUAUAAAUCAACUCAUUAGAUUUCAUGACUGGUCGCCCCCCCCCCCCGAGUGUGUAGGCUGAACCCAUUGAAGCGAGUUGACGGUGCCGUUAUUAUGAAGUCACCCGAUGGCAACGGAUACCACCGCCGCCAUAGCCGCCGCGUUGGGCACAGUGCACAUUGUGCAACGAGAAUCAAUUUAAAUUUUUUUUAAACACUGUAAUCAAAACGAUAGUGAAACUAUCUACAAUGUUAUAAGAGCGUAAUAUACGCACCUACGGGCUUAAACCGGACACAAUCGGAUACUGAACGACAUUUGAACGAGCCACGAAAAUAUAUUCGCCGGCACCUACGUUACCAUCUAAGUACACCGGGUGUUUACUGCGCGACAAUUGGCGCCGAGCGUAUACGCAAUGCAAUACGGACUUGAAUAUUUUAUUCUAAUUACUUAUGUGCGUGUCGCAAAGCCUAAAAUGCGGUCGAGAUUUCGAUGUCGCGAGAUGACACUGUUAAUGUUGUCCCCGCCGAAUGCGACAACGCGUUUUCCCCCAUUUUCAAAUAAAAUAUCGUUCGCCAAAAUACACGCGUCUUUUGACGUGAAAAAACGGUGUAUGUUUACUCAACGAAAACAAUUUUUCCGAGAAAAAAAAAAACCGAGUUUUGUACUAUUUAGUCGUCUUAUUUUUACAAGUUUUUUUUUUUUUUUCCGAAGUUAUCACAUUCUCAGACGACCGAAUAGAAUUUCAUUUAAAUCGAUGACGUUACAGGCUGUAUAUUAUACAGACAUAUAGAUGUUACGCGCUUUAUCGAUUAUCGCGUAGCAAAAAGAACUUGGUGCAUCGUUAUGUCGCUGAAUUUGUUUGUACGAUAUUGUUUAUAAUAUUAUAAAUAACUGUAGUACACUUGCACUGUUGCAGUGAAAGAGAUAGUCAUUUGGCUUACGACCUUACGACAUUACCUCAGCGCUUGUGUAUUAUAUUAUAGGAUUUAAAAAUAAUCAUAAUUGCUUACGCAACAAUACAUACAAGAUGAAUCGUUUUAGCGCUGAAAAGGUAUCCCUCGGUAAAACUUAAAACACAUAAUAAAUUUAAGUGUGCAAACGUGCGCGGAUUAAUGUAUAUUUGUUAAUGCAUUUGGAAAUAACACUUAAUCGCCACACAACGCACAGUUUUACCUUUACGCCGCGUUACGACACUAUAUAGGUAUUAAUAUAUAAUAUUAUGUAUAGCUUGUAAGUUUGUACCGGCAACGCCAACAACCGCUUUGCAUUUUCAAAGAUUAAUUUGUCGCUUGAUAAGGUCAUUCGGAUACCUAAUAUUUGUAAAUCGUUUGUUUUGAAUAUUUUAUACUAUUUUGUGUUAUAUCGGUGUACCACUUGCUGCAUAAUAACGACGUUAUGCACUGUGUAAUAGCACACGCGGUUCUUCUGCCGAAUACGACUGCUACCGAUCACGCGAGGACAACGCGAAUUUUGCCUGGCUCAUAGCCACGGAUUUUGUCGCGCGAAAAGAUUUGGAUAUUAUUUUUCCGUCAUUCCUGUUAUCGAACACGUCGGAAUCGCGGUAAUCGGUGAACAUAAUAAUGUCUCUACUUUAUGACCGUAAACGACCGUAUGAUGACGUUCGUUCAACCGCAGACCCACGUUUCAAAAGUACAGGGUGAUUAUUUUAUCACGAAUACCAGCGACAAUUGUAUUGAUUUAUGGUUUUUUGAUCGAUGUCGAUUAUACCGAAGAACCGUUUGUUGAUCUUGUUUGCCAUUUUUUUCGCUCGAAAUUUUACCCAUAUUCCGUAUACCAUUGACGCACUGCCACAUCGACAUUCGAUGUGAAAAUAGACCCGCGUUUAUAAAUGUUCGAAUUCGAAGAGAGAAUGUUAUUUUUAAAAAGACAGACAUACUUCGCACGAUGGGUGAAUCCAUUGUUGUUGGUGAGAAGUUGGGAACGUAGGAUAUAGAAGGGAAAUUAAUUUGUAUCUGUAAGCAACGAUAAACCAUUGCUAACGAAAAAACGAUUAUGAGCUGAGUUCAGUUGAUUGUGUUACUUUGUCAAUGAUAUAUAUGUCAUAUUAUGGUAAAAUAAUUACAUAUAUGCAUUAAACAUUUUCUUUAAUAAUAUUUGUUUAAUAUUGUACCUAUUUUCCCAUUCACUUGGUUUUCCUCUGUUUUUUUUCCAGUUUUUCCCAUUUUUUAGAAAAAUCAAAAAAUUUCCUUUUUAAAGUACCUCUCCAGUCAAAUUUCCUUUCAGGAAAUGUGCUACACUUAAAAAUCAAAGCAAGAUUUCUGGUAGAAAAGUUUGCACAACGAAUCGAGAGGUAUUUUUCGAUUAAAAUGAUUCGAGCGAGCGAUAGCUGGGUCUCUAAGUACAUCUAAAAUUAAUUUGCUUCUUCCCUGUUUAGGUAAAAGGGGAAAAAAAAUGCAAACAUUUUUUUUCGAAACCAGGGUUUGCACUCAUGAGCCCUCGGAUUAUAAUGAAUACCUAUAACCAUUAUACUACGACGAUACAAAUAUAAUAAUUAAAAAAGACAAUAUAGAGUUAUUUAAUACAACAUAAUAUGUUAAUAUCAGAAUUUAAAAAAGCUAUAAUUUCGAAACUUAGUUAGUCCGCUCAAUUCUGACUUCACCAUCAUUCUUAAUUGGCUAUAAACAUAUUUAAAAAAAAAAAAAAUUAAAAACUAGAUUUUUUUCCACACAAUUUUUUAUUCAAACGAUUUUCGUCAAAAUUUGACACUAGAAUUCCUUUAUAAAAAAAAAUACAACGUCAAACUCAAUUUUUUUACCGACCACAAAUUAAGUCUUUUAAUGAACUUUUUGUUAAAUUUUCAAGAAUUUCUGUUAAGUCUUAACAAUUUUACCACAGAGUAUUUACCGAAUAAAAAUUACGUACAAAACUCACAAAAUUAAGAUGUCUAUAAAUAGUUCAAAAAUUGCUUAAAUGUUUUGAAAAUUUUACCAUGAUUAGAAAAGGAAAAUAUAAGAUUUCUGUCCAAAUUUCAAGUCUCUACAAAUAUUUUUAACUGAAUUAUAACAAAUAACAAAAUUGAAAAAAUGAUAAGCAUUAUUUUCGUAAAUUUCUCGUAUUUCUUACGUUUUUUCUCACUUUUUCCCUUUUAUUGGGAAAACUGCAGAGAAAAUAAAAAAAAAUGACUCCUCUAAAGUACCACCCCGAGAAAAUUUCCGUUCAGAAAAGAGUCUACAUUGUUAUACAUUGGAGCAAGAUUUUUGGUAAAAUUAUUGUACAUAGUAUAAAAAAAAAAAAAUUAACAUCUUCACUACACUCAGAAUCUAAAAUGUCGAUACGCAUAACAUUAAUAUCUUGUUUGUACACCUUAAGUAUGCAAAUGAUUUAUUAUAUAGAUACGAGUGGAUAACUGAUACACAUUUUAUAUUUAGACAGGAGUAAUGGAGUAAAGUUAUAUUAAACAUGGAUAAUAUGAAACGUAUCGCGACCGUACCUAGCGCAGCGGUCUAAAUUUUUAAUUUCAUUUUUUUAAAAUCAUGAACAAAUUCGCACAAGUUCUUCACAAAUAAUGGUCACGAUGAUUAAACAAUCACUCUGUACAUUUCGUGGAACCACCGCGUUUACUGUGUCUGAGGCGACUCACACUUAUACACUUAUUAUACCUACAUAAUGUAUAAAUGUAGACGAACUUCCGAGUGGAGCCCACGUCAUUAAUAAUAUUGUUGUAUAUAAUGCUAUAUACAAGAAUGACCAUUGCAUAAAACAACUAUUACCUAAUAACACACUAUGUAACAUUUCUUUAGUCUUUACAUUUAAAUCGACUCAAGUUGCACUUUGAUCUUAACGAUCGACGAAGGACGUUAUUACAUUAUAUUGUAUACAAUAUACUUACGAGUAUACUAGAUAUGAGGUAUAGGUAGUUUAAAAAUAUCCUUUGAUUUUAUCAUAUUAUUUACCCUCUUUUUUUAGUAGAUGUGAUAAAUAGUGCAAUGUUACUACAAGUUACAACUGCAGUUAAUUGUUAAGUAUGCAAUGCUACAAUGUUGUUCAUAAAACAAAAUAUAAUUUUGAAUUUUAGAUUCUGAAUGGUUUUAUCAAAGAUGUUUAUUUUUUUCUGUGGACAACUUUUUUACCAGUAAUUUCGCUCCAAUUUAUAAUGAUAACAAUUUUUCUAAAAGAAAAUUACACUGAGAAGGUACUUUAAAGAGGUCAUUUUAUGAUUUUCUCAACAAAUGUGAAAAACUGAAAAAAAAAACGGAGGAAAAACAAGAUCCAUUUUAAUUUUGGAAUUGGAAUAAUUUUACCAUAAUUUGACAUAUAUACUGUUAAGAAAGCAGCACUAUCGAGUAAACUCCGCACAGAAUAGUUUUCGUUAGCGAUGGUUUAUCGUUGCUCAUAGGUGUACAUUAAAUUACUUAAAACAGUAGCUGCACCCAACCCCAUUAUCCUAGGAUGUUUUUUUUUAUUUUAAGACAAUAGUUAACAUCAUUGUACUUAAACCGAAUUAAAUAACUAUUUUGUUUUUUCUUUGUAUUUUAAUCGUUUAAAUUCGUCUUAUAAUUUUUUUUUCAAAAACUAUUAGUUGUGUGAAAACUUAUACACGAUCAACAUAAUAUUAUAAGCAAUUCUAGUUGCAUAUUUUGAAAAAAAUGUGUGACUAUAUUAUAUUAGUUUAAAACUUAAGUACCACGUAUAAGAUUUAAAACUUUGUUGACUCAAUCUAUAUACAUUAAACAAUAAUAAACAGACAGUACGCAUAAUAUGAAUAAUGUAUUAAAUUGCAUAUGUAAAAACUGUCACGUUGUGAUAGGAUUUAUAGUAGAAUUAUCAUAUACUGAAACUGCAGGAAGUGCAGAAGAUCAUUUUUGUGAUUUUUCUUUCAAAUAAAACUGUAGCUUCUUAUCGAACACUCAUUUAGAGAGGAUGUAAUUUUAAAAUAUCUAAUAUAUAUACAUUUAUAGAUAACUUAGAGAACCUUUUUUUCAUCAUAAUACCAGGUUUUUUUUUUAAGUAUUUAUAUUUAGAUUAACUAUAGACUUGAUUACAGUAUGUUUUUAAAAUACGUGGAUAAGUUUAUAAACUAACGGAAUAAAAUUGUUUAAUAUAUGAACGAGAAUUUAAAUGAAACAUAUUAAUAAUAUUUAAUUGAUGCGAUAAAUAAGAGACUGUUGUUUUGUUUUCUUUUUUUUUUGGUAGGUACCUAUUUAAGAAAGUGAUUGAGAUUUACGGUUUUAUCGUUGAGAUGUUUGGUCGACCGUUUUAGGUAAAAGUUUUAUUUUCUAACUAUACGUAUUUUGUAUACAACUAGUACCUAAUUGUUUGAAAACAUCGGCUGCUUAAACAUUCGUGUAAUAAAUUUAUUUUCUUUCAAAUUAAUUACAACUAAAAUACGCAUGCAGUUUUAAAUUCCGGACGUGCAUACGUUAUAUUGCCCCGUGGUAGGUGGUGUGUUAGGUUUAUGGCAUUUAAUUUAAUGGGUCUUAUCGUAAAUUCGAUGUUAAGCAUAGUGUGACUCGUAAGAGGUGAAGGUCUAGUUAAAAAAAUGACCCAACCUAACAAUUACAUUUCAAAGUGGUUGUUAACUAUUUUUCAAUAACUAUACUAAUCCGAACAGACUAGUUCCAAUACAGAAUAAGCGAAAGGAAUAUUAUAUAAGUUCAUAGUUUAUAACGGUCGAAAAAUACACACGAUUUUAAUAAAAUUAUAAUAAUAUAAUAUUAUAGGAAAACCAAACGCAGGCACGUAUUAAGUUUACACGGAAUUAAUGAUAAAUUGUAUUGCAAGUUAUGUGCUGGAAUAUGUUAUUAUACUAUCGACUCUGUACACACGUCUAUAUAAACGAACGUUAAACAAUUUCGCAUGUAAAUAACGCUAAAAAAUAAUCACAUUCCUAUAUUUAAUAUCAACCAACAAACAAAAGCUUUAUAAUGUAGGUACGAUUUGAGUAAUUAAAUUGGAAAGUCGGCAGAAAAAGCAUAAUUGCUUGAAAUUCGACUGACAAUCGCUCGAAUGCGGUUUUUAUUUCCGCUGUUGAAAUUGUUUUUCCGAAUAAUCGAGAGUAACCCGUCCCCAGGACUUAAUUUGCUUAACCACAAACACACACACACACACACAUUAUUUAAUUAUAUUAACUAUAAGCAUCAUUGUCAAAAAAUCCUCCGUACCCAUAAAGACUGGUUUAUUUUACAUUUUCUAUUAUAAUAGACUCCCGAACCUUUCGUUUGCACACUAUAUGCAAAAUAUAUCAGUUAAUUAUUAUUAUUAUUAAAAUGAUAUAAAUUUUUAGUUAAGAAUGUUGUAAUAAUUAUGUACCUACUUACCGCGGUUGUUUAAUAACACUAAUCACAAAAUAUAUUUGUUCCGUGUGCACGUGCAUUUAUUUUAAAAUAAUAGACUAGUAAUAUACCAAAUGUCUGUGUCACACGUCAGGGGUGUUGAGGGGGAUGAUGGCGUCAUAUUUUCCUUUUGACCUUUGUUUUGAUGUAAUUAUCGCCUGAUUUUUGAUAUAUAUAUUAGUUGAUGAUAGUUAUAAUCAAUAUGCGAAACCGUCGUAGAAAAAUCGAAUUAGUUUUGUAAUAUUGUAUGUUACGUUCCAACACAACGAUAUACCUAACACGGUGUUUUUAAAUCUAAAAAAUAGUUUAGGUAAUAAAUGCAAGCGAUGAUUGGUAAUAAACACAUGAAUUGUGGAUUGUGCAUUCUAGAUUGAUAUUUUGUUUUAUUUUAUAAAAAUAAAUGGAAUAUUGAAAUUUAUAUCCACCGUCACAUGUAAAAGAACCGUGCACGCCACUGCAGUCUUUACUUAAGUGAUGGCGAUCUUGUAUUUUACGAGUAACGAAAUUCCAAUGGCAAUUUUAUAACUGUAUAUCAAUCAUUUCUGUUUCUAUAUACGUCGCGAUGCACCUACUUUCAUUCGUGUAUAGGUAUUUUAUAACCAAUGACGGUAUUAUACAGAUUGAAAAUAUCAACUUAACGUUAAUUAUUUUAUGUGAAAUAUAUUCAAGUUUAAGUUUUAAUGAGAAUAUUAUUAUUAUUAUUAUAUUUUUUUUUUUUGUUGGGCUUUAAAUCAUUAUUGUUUCUAGUAUAAUAAUACUAUGAUGUAAACGGUUCACAUCAUGACGUAUUUACAAUCAUUUUCGAGCUCGUUUUUAUUUGGUGACCUAUUUUUUAGCGAUCGAAGCAACUUUUACUUUCUAUAUAUAUAUAUAUACAUACACACAUAUAAAUUUGUUUUUAUACGUAUUGACCAUCAGAUUUUACAAUAUAUUUUAAAUGCUCAUAAUAAAUAACGGUGUUUGAUUUUUGUAAAUUUGUGUUUCGUGACAAGGUUUUUAUCUAUUUAUAGCGAACGCCGUACGAAAAAUCGAAAGAACGAUGUAUUUUUUUUUUUUAGUUGUUAGAUUUCUAGGCAGCUAUGCGUCGUGUUUUAUAAACAACGUAAUAUUUUCGUUUAGCGAUAUUUGAAGAUGGCACGCUGGAAUUGUUGAAGUAACACCGGCCGUAUUUCUUUACCGACCGGUUAAAUCUUGUCGCAUUUCGUGCACGUUAUAAUAACAUAGUUAUAGAAUAUGACGUGCGAUUAACCCGCAGUGAUUAGUGCGGGCGGAUACAAUAUACGUACGAAACGAAUAAUUUAAAAAAAAAAAAAAAAAAGUAAAAGAAAUAAUUAUGGGUAGGUACGCGUCACUUACGACCGUGUUCGACGUCGUUUUCUGUGUCGACAUCCUUGAAAUCGCGGUUUGACCUUAUUUAUACGGAUUUACAAGACGGUAUAUUGAAUAAUAAUAAUGACGACGACCGCAGCCGCCGUCGUAUUAUCGAAAACUGGUUGUUGAUUAAGAGUUUUGCCGGCAAAUUUAGACGGCUAAAGUCGCGGCUGUAGGUCGGCCAUUGGCUAACCUGCAAUACCUGCGCGAGCAACGAUCAUGCACGUCCAGGUCGUCGUUACGCGGUUUUCGAACGGUAGGCGCACGCGGAUUGACCGAACGAGACCGCGGGCCGCGCGUGACGCGUACCGCGCGAUAAUCUGUAAAACAAACACGCGCCCGAUAAUUGCCGCAGCGGCGGCCGGCGCGUUUACAAGACGUUUUAUAUUGAACAGGCGCACAUCGGGCCUGCAGGAACGGUGCGAAAUGAGUGUUGGGUGUAGGUGUCCGAAUAGGUAAUCCGCGCGAUUUUGUACCCCCGUGUUGCGGUUUUAACAGAAGCGCAGUGGCGUGCCCGAAGGGAGGGGGGGAGUGGAGCAGAGGUUCGGGGUUAUAUCCCACCCUCUCCCAUCGGCUUAAAAACACAACAAAAUGUGAAUAAUCCAACGUCGAAAUUCAUAAAUUUCGAUCGAAUUCCGAGAAAACGCUUGAUGUAGCGAUUAGAAAUUAGCUUUACUUUUAGGAUCCGGUUUUUAAAUUGCCGAUCCCCAUAGCCGAGUUGGGCAGAGAAGGCGAUUUUACUCCGUUUUCACGAUUUUUAUUUGUCAAAUCCCUUCCCGUCGGAAAUUCCCGGGCACGCCACUGCAGAAGCGUUUCAAUAUUACAGCGACGUUUUGGAUCUGAACAUUCGGUCAUCACAGUCUUUUCCACAGUUCCUGGAGAGUAAGGCGACCACCGAAAGCCGAUCGUCCAAUCAUGCCCCGCAGUGGCGUGUGUGGGAAAGGGGCGAUCGGGCUCCCAUCCUAUCCGCUUACAAAUCCUACGACUGUGUGUGUUAUGCAUAUUUACUGCGAUAAUAAUAUCUCAAUCAAUUGAAAUGCAUACGUUUCGGCCGAGUCACAAGGAAAAGCUUAUUGUUUAUUGAAUUGAAACGGACAACUUUUUUUUCUUUCACGAAGCUUUUAAAUUCUUACCGAAGCCGGAUUAGGCGUGGACAAGAUUCAACAAUUAUUAUUUGUCCAUGAUAGUUAUAUACUCGCCGUAUUUCCGUUUGACGUUUCUGCAGGGUACGCUGUUGAUUUCUCGUCUGUUUUCCAUAUGUCCGCGCCUGUGUGUCGGAGAGUUUUGCAGGAAUGACACGGUGAAAGAGGGGUAGGGGUGUAAUGGUCGCGGGCCGAGUAAUAAAAACGCGGCGCGGCGCGGACCGCGUCAUCAUCUCUCCUCGCGCCAGAAACUCGAGAAACUGGUCGACGACGUCGGACUCGCUCGCGACCGGACCGAAGGCCGGCGGAUACUCGCCGAGGAUAUCGUCAAAGACGAUUCGGACGGACGUCGCCGCGACCGUGUGCAUCAUAAUCAUUGUUCUGGGAAAACCGCAUAGUGUUCUCAGCGUGCGCGUUCCGAGAAUUUCUGAACGGCGAAUUCAUUAAACCAGCCACACAAGGGUAAACGCAGACAAUUUAAUAAAAGUAUCCGUGACGUGACGAUGAUUCGAACCAGUGCUUCUUUCGACACCAAGUGUCCGCCAGAAGAAAGACCGUCGGCGUGCGCGCACACGCCGUACAUUAGUCGGUACUCGUCCGUUAGGUUCCGUAUACCUCUGUCGUGUUUCCGCCACCGACACUUAGUCGCGUUUAAAACGCUCGUACGGUUUUUAUAAAAGUGAUUUUUACAUAUUUCACACGCGACUCGUGCGCGGUUUUCAUUACAUUAAUUACGAGUACUUAUAUUUCGAUUGCCCGAUUUAAUUUUCUAAAUUAAAUAUCAAUUGUAACGGGCCGGUCGUUGUACCGCGUAACUGUAUAAUAACAAACUUAUACACGGCGGACCGUUUGGUAAAAAUAAUCCAUAGACCGGACAUAUAUUUACUUAUAUUAUGCGUUUUUAAAGCGUUAUACAUAAUAUUUCGUCAUUCGUAUACAGAUUCGAGAAUUAAAGAACACCCCUACACUUCUAUUGGACCUCGCAGUAAGUAGUAUUCAUAUUUUAUCGGAUCUGAUGUAUUGCAAACACGGAGUUAUUACAUGUUAAUAGGUUGCUUUUAAACUGAACUAAAUACAAUAUAUCUGCGUCAUGAUCGUCAACAGUCGGGUCUUGAUUUUUAAGAUUGAAUUAAUUAAAAUACUAAGACUGAUGAUAUACUUUAGUAUUAUAUUUGGUUCUGGGCAGACGAGUGAGGGGCUUAUAAGUAUUCAAAUGCUACGUGUUUUAUGUACUAAUCGCGGAAUUCUCCGUUAAAAAUAUUGUAAAAAUUGUGUAAACGUUAAAAUUUAAGUUCAGAUCAUUAACCGCGUGAGAAUUGCAAGGUAAUUGUUUAAAUAUCGUGUUUAUAAAACGAACGAAAAAGUAAAUAAUAGUGGAAAAUGAUAAUAAAAAUAUUUUCUCACGUAUAUAUUAUACGACGGUUACAUCGAAAUUUAAUUAGAGUAUAGUAACGCAUACAGGGGGAUGAAAACGAAAAAUCUGACAACACAUUAUUCAUAGCGUACCUACGAACAUACGAUAAACGAGCGAAAAUUUUACAAGGUAUUUUUCGAUAUUUAAAAAUUUGUUCUCAAAUUAGGGCGAAAACCAUUUUUCCAUCCACUUUGAAAACAAACAAAAAACUGAUUAUUAAUUAUUAUUGUAUGUUGCCGUCGAAAAUAUAGGCGCAUGAAAAAUUUGAAAUUGAUCUGACCACGGGAAGUGGGUCAAAAAUCGAUUACGGUGGGUCUUGAGCAUUUUCUUCGAGUUCAUAAUAAAACGAUACGAUAAUAAAAUAUAUUAUAUAAUAUCCACGUUGGUAUUAUCAUCGUAUAGGCACUGUUCUAUGAGUAUAAUAUUAUAUUCUAUUCACACGAAAAGGCCUUACCAUUUACGAACGAUAUUAUUAACAUUAUGAUCACACACCGCCGCGCCGCCGUCUCGAGCUGGACGAAAUAUUUUGUACGCUUAGACCUACCUAUGUAAUGUUGUAUGGUGGCCUUCAAGGUACGGUAUUAAAAAAUAAAAACUUAUGUAUCCUUGAUCUGAAUUAGAAUCCUAUAUUUAUGUUCCCGGUAUGAUGUAAUAUUAUUAUUUUUUGACACGACACAUCAUCAUCCGUAUUUUAUAUCAUUUAUUGUAUUGUGACUUUGUGUCGUUCAUUUUAUUUUAUUAUAAUGCGUGUUGUACGUGUAGUACGCAGGUAUUGGUAGAAGUGCUGACCGUCAAAUUAUACAGCCUUAUAAACGAUCGUUCGAUCGUUAGAUUUGUUAAAAUAACAGAGAAAUACACCAGCAAGUCCGUUUGGAAGUACGACGGUGUAGAGCGGAUGACCGCUGCUGCAUUCAUAUUAUAGUCGCCUCCUUACUCGCGUGGACCGUCUUGAUGUACUUCUGAUGUAUUAUUUUUUUCGACUACGAUUUUGUGUUUUCAGAUAAAAAUUUCAAGAAUUUUUAAAAUCUCCGUUUAGAGGUGUAUAGGUAUAUAACUAUGGGUACCUACUAUAGGUAUAACGCAGGUUUAAUGACCGGUCACUGUACAGACAUAGAUUUAAAUUUUAAGUGUAAGUAUGUAGGCAUUUAAUUUGUUUACGGUUCGUUUUUUUCGACCAUGGGAUUCUGACCGAUUCGAUGUCGCUAAAAUUUGAUUAGUUCAACUACCUGUAUGGUAGUAUCUAUAUAUGUUGUACUACUUAUUACUAUACAAUAUUUCUAAUAUAUCCGUGUUUUAUUAACACAAUUAUUUUGCUUACACAACAAACAAGGUAAUUACCCUAAUAAUAAUAACAAUAAUAAAAUUUUAAAUAAAAGUGAAGGUGUAAUGAUUAUAAAGAAUUCGGGUGUUGAACACUCGUUUCGCUUCGUUCGGUAUAUAUACGUAUAUUGCAUUAUUAUUUAAAAUUCAAAAUCAAUAUUCUAUGGACUAUGGUAUUUCAAUAUUGGAAAAUAUUCUAGCUGGUGCGGAUUUUAUUACAGGAUUAGAUUGGACAAAUUAUCUAGUAUUAUAUUUUAGAUUCCGAGUGUAUCGAGUGUAUAUGUGUUUGAUCAUAUUAUGAUGCGUUUUUUUCUCUGCCUGUAAAAAAACUUUCUACCUGAAACCUUGUUCCGAUUAUGAAGUUUAGCAUUUUUUUUUUUUUUUUUUUUUUUUAUGUUUUUUGUAGUUUUCUUAAAAGUUUGGAAAAACGGGAAAUAUUUUGUUGAAUUUUCGUUUAAUUCCGGGUUACCACAGAAAAGAAGGAAAAUUACACGGCUAUAAUGCUACUAAUACUACUCUGCUAUUAGAUUCGUUUUUCCGUUUACAUUAAUUUAUCGUUGCAUACCAUACGUAAACUAAAUUUCCCUGAUGUGUAUACUAUCUUCCCAACUACACACUGAGAAGUAUUACCUAUUUAAAAAUAAUAUAUUGCGUGUAACAAAUAUUAUGGAAUUAGUAAUUUUGUAUUUACUCACUUCGAAGGUCUUAUAAAUUUAAUUAAAAUAAACAUAAUGAUGUCGUAAAAUGUCAAUGUAAUUCAAACUUAAAAUACACGUAUUUAUGAGUACCUAAGAAAAAAAACCCACUAAGUUUUUAAAUUUUAAAAUAUUACUGUUAAAAUAUACAUAAGAAGUCGUGUAAUACAUUCAUUUAAGGUUACCUAAAAUUCGUAAUUACAAUUUUAAAUUGGUUAUUGUAUAAUAAUAUAAACCAGUCGAAUUUAACCAGUUAAAUAAUAAAUUGGAUCCAGAUGGUACUUUAGAAAAGAUAAUAUUAAUUUAUUCCAAUAGGUUCCCUAAUAUAGUACAGUCUAUUUACGAGGCCGGAUCUAAGUAUAGAUCUCCGCCCUCAUUUCUGUUUUUUUGUAUACAUAUAAUUAUUAAAUUACAGUGAAAUAAUGUAUAGAUUUUAAUUGAUAGUUUUGAAUUUAACAAAGGAAAAAAAAAAUUAGAAAGAGAAAAUAUUCCGUGAUUCUAUAAUCACGAUAAUAGUGUACAAUGCGCAGUCACCGUGGUAAAAUUGCGAGUAAAUUGUCCAUGCCUUAUCUUAAAAUUAUCAACUAUAAUGUUAAUUUGAAAAUAAAAAUUAUUUUAUCAAAAGUGAAGUGGACGCGUACAUUAGUGGUGGGAAAAAUCCGGAUUUUCGGAUUUUGAAAUUUUUAUCACAUCACUAGUAUACUUAGUACAUACAUAUAUUGUACACACACAGACACACCUAUGGGGGGAUAGUCACUCACCGAUUUUUCCAUGGAUUUUUUGUGUCCGCUCCCUAAAAAAAAAAAUACUAAGUACGUCAAUGCCCCUGAGCCGUAAAUUACAAGUACCGUUAAUUCGAACAAUAAAUUAUAAAUAAUUAAUAAACGUAGUUUGUCAAAGUAGGCAAUCAAACAUAAAUUUUCUCCGAGUACGAAAACGGUACGCGCGAAAAAUGUCGACAAAAUAUUGUCGGCAGUGGCGUAGCCAGGAUUUUUUUUUAAGAGGGGUGUUUUUAUUUUGUGUUUAGAUGUAACUUUGUAACUUUUUUGUGCACAUGUAAUACACAUAACAUAAACUUAAUAAUUAUCUACAUUCCAUACGUUACAUAGCACAUCUCGCAGAAAUCUGAUGCAUAAUUGCAUAUAGUAAAAAUUAUAAUUUUUGUCAUAAAUAAAGCCGAAGGGGGAUGUUUGGAACACUGAAACACCCCUCCUCGCUACGCUACCGAUUGCCGGUAAAAGGCAAAUAAGGUAGGUAUUCGUUUUAAACAAAAUCGGUAAAUAGAUUAGAUGUACGCACACGUUCAUAUUUCCACGUUAUAUUGUUGCUCUGUCUCUAACCGGAAUGAUUUUUUUUUAACGAUAACGAUUACGUUCUUUCAGUCUAAUGUUUUUCACAGCAAACGCCUCGAGUUUCAUUCGAAUAUAUUCCCCUCCGUGACCGGAUACUUUUGUCCGGAAAAACCGUCGGACAUUCCGGAACACUGUCCGAAUAGUAUUUAAUGUCUAAAGUAGUUCGGACGCGGUCGGCUGUAUUCGAAUAGUCCGGUAGCACAACCAAUCAGUGGCGCACAACCGUUUAUUAUGACUACUGCGUUAACGAAUAGACCUGACACACAGUGCACUAUUACUGUGCGACAAUAUGCGCUCGCGAAUCCGCAAUAAUAUCGUAAACACGCGCUGAUCAUGAUGCCAUAUAAUGUAAUAUUGGACUCGUGGAGUCCUGCGGCUUGUGGGAUUCUGGGCUCGGUUACCGUGGCCCGUGCGCCGGCCACGGUGUGGGAAGUGAACUGAAAAACCGCCCGCGGUAUACCGUUCACAGGCCGUACGCUGUCAGCUUGUCGAAACAGUAUUUGUGUUACAUAAUGUUAUACACACACAUAUACGUAUAUAUUUUAUAACAGUAAUAAUAUUGCGAAAAUAAUAAUAUUUAAAUCAUAUCGGCGGCUUUAAAAUAUUCGUUUGUUUUACGUUUUUUAUUUAUUUGUUAUUAUUAUUAUUAUUUUUUUUUUUUCAUCGAAACGCCAUUGUUAUAACCAGUGUAUUUUAAAUCGUUGAGAAAAACAGCCUAAUAUACUCCGGGUGUACAUUUUACUAUACUGUCAUACCGAAUACUUCAAAACGGAACGCGUGUGUUCGACAACGCAAUGGCGUAUAUUAGGCAUACCUGCGUUAUAAUAUUAUUCGCACGUUUUUUGAUGUUGUUCUACCGGUGUUAGCUAAUUCUUCGUAACCUUGGCUCGUGUUAUACAUUAUAUCGUACAUAAUAUAGGAGGUGCGCAGGUAUAGUAACGCAGACACGCCGAAGAGGAAAUGUAAAAGAAUAUACCACCUGUAUCUAUAAUGGCCGGUCGCGUAUACAUGAAUACCACCAGCGACGAGUUUUUUCACUUUCAAAUUUCGAUUUAUUAUUUAACGUUUCGUCUUUAAAAAAUAAAAAUAAAAAACCCAUUUAACAUCCGAGUAAUACAAUACCGUUAUACAUUGUAUUAUGCGUUUAUAACGCUGCGUACAUUAUUUUAUAAUAAUAAUAGUAUAUUAUGAUAUUAUUAUGUCAUUGAACGGUUUUUUUUUUUUUUUAAUAAUUAUUAUACAAACAAACCGUUUGUAUUACAAAGAGGAUUAUCCGUAUUGUUUAAUAAAUACAAUAAUCUUAUCUAUUGUUACACUAUAUUGGUGCACUGUAAUAAAUCCGCCUCGUGAUAAUACGUGGAUAUAGGUACGCUCACCCAUCCUCUAAAAAAAAAUCACCCGAUGGAAAAUAUAGUUGGAUACAUAUGAAUUAUUUAUUAAUUUUAAUUACAAAAUAAAAUAUUUACAUUAUUAUUGUUUGGAAUCGAGCGUAAUAUUUUCAUUUAAAAUGUAUAUGUUAAACUCUUUAUGUAACUACAUAUUAUUAUAGUCAUCAUUAAAAUUUGGAUUUCUUAAUAUUUAAAAUUGUACGGUACCUAUUGUAUAGGCAAACAUUUUUAGUUGAUACCUGUUCGUUCGACUAAUUCUCAGUUUGUUAGUGUAUUUCGAAUGUAUUUUAUUCAACAAUCGUAUUCACCUGUAAGCAGCUCUUUAUACGGGAUUAUUCAAAGACUUUAUAUAAUGUAGCCAAUAUAGGUAUUGGGUAUUAUGUUUAAAGAAAUAAACUCAUUAUACCGUUAUUACUAAAGACACGAAUACUAUUAUAAUACACGUGUGUUGCACAUUUUCGUUCGAAACGAAAAUCAUUAUAUCGAGCACGUAUUUUCAACAGCAGUGGUUAAGUAUAUACGUAAACAAAUGUUUAACGCAUAUAGCGUUGUGCUAUAAUCUCUCUAAAUUAGCAAAAAAUUGCGGUUCUUUCGUCCUACAAUCGCGGUGGAGCUGUAUACUGUAAUAGAUUCGGUGCGUAUUUAUCCAUGUAAAAUCUUAUCAUUGGAAAUUGUUUAAAAAAAGUACCACUGGGCAAAAAUUCCGCAUCUUCUGAUGUAUGGCGUGAAAAACUCUGAGUAUUUUUACUAGCAGAAAAAAAUGUUUUCCGAGAAAAAAAACCAAACACGUCAUAAUGGUGUUAAGCUAUAUAGUUAGAAGCUAUGAUAAUAGCUCGUAUACGGCGUAAUUACAUCAUAAUAUUACUAUUAUCUAUCUACUUAAUACUAAUAUGCAUACCUAUAGGUAUAGACGGUUAAACGGACAUCUUUAUAAUAUAUACGAUGAUGAUGGCGAUAAAACGAGAGGGAUAGAACGAUGAUGUUAUAAUGGAUAUAUGUAUACUGUAUAUAGGCGGAGGGAAAGAGAGAGAAAAAAAUCAGUUCACAGUGAAAGUUUCGUCCUCUGCAGGUCCCGUACACACUAUACACAUACACUACAUAUAUAAUGCUAAACGAGCAUACGUAUACACCACUAAACGCACACACACACACACACACACACACAUUUACAAAGAACACAUAGAACACACACACAUAUUUUUACGUCGAGCGCGAACUAUAUGGAAUUAUUCCGAUACAAGACCAGAAUGGCACGCGUGAUAGCUGACGCGUAACACUAUUGUUCAGCGAUCCUGAUGUAAUCAUCUCGCGGCUACAUGUACGACGUAUAAUAUUCGUGUAUAAUAAUAAUAAUAAUAUAUACCACUUUCGUUUGAAAAAAAAUAUAAUAAUAAUAAUACUUUCUCAAUGCCACCUCAAUGCACUUCUUAUAUAUAUGUACUUACCUACCUGCCUAAUACCCAUAAUAUAGAAUAACAAUACGAUUUGAGAACAGACUCGUCUGCGUCUGCUGUCUCAUGCGAUGUUGUUAUUUGAAGGCGAAUGAUCUAUUCGCAACCGUGUGAUUCUUACCGUUUUUUUUUUUUUUUUUUGUUGUGCAUUAAACAGAAAAAAAAAUGUUUAGCUUCAAAUAUUGUUACUACAUUUAUAGCCUUAGGCGCGAAAUCAUUAUAUGAUCCAUGCACAUAUUACAAAAAUUCAACUAAACGAUACGUCUGUUGGAUAUAAACAUAAUUAGAUUAUGUUGGAUAAUGUAUCAUGAUUUUACGAAUAUAGAUGCAAAGUUUUUCAUUUAAAUACAUGCAGUUUAUCCCUGGCAUAAAUUUAUAACUCGGCAAAUAAGAACAAACAAGAACUGAUGAGAAAUGAUAAUUGUACAAAUCGGUAAAAAAUCGAACACUAAAUCCGGUAGUAAUUUAAAUGUCAACGUUGAAAUUCGAAACAAGAUCGUACAACAAAAUAUUAUCAAACUAUUAAGUUUUGGAAUGUAUAUAAUCAUUUUUAUUGAACAUCACUGAAUUUCGGAAGACACGCUUAGUAAUUAUAGUCCGAGUAUGUUUAAACGAUAUUUUGAAUUAAAAAUAAGGUAUCUAUUAUUUGUUUCAGUACAAAAAUGACAUUUAAAAAUGUAUAUAUGAAAAAAAAAAUAGCCAGUUCAUUGGAAUUAGGUAUUUGAUAUAUCGAGUGCUCCUCGUAAGUUACAUGAUACCCAUGAUCACUCGGGUUGGUCACUAUUGGUUGUUACUUGUUGUAUAGUGGAAAAAUUGGAAAGGUAGGAUAUAAUGUAAGAAAAUUUAAUUUAUAUUAUUUGCAAUGUGAAAAAAUUAAUCCAUUGAUAACAAAAAAUAUUCUGAGCAAAGUUUGGUUUAUUAUGUUAUGGUAAACCGAUAGUAGCAAUGAUUGGAAGUUGGAUAGUGCAGAUAAUUUCAAUUAAAUUGCCUUAUUUUUGUACUGUAGUGUUGAAAAAAAUUUUGGGUAAGUACCUAAUUAUUAACAAGUUAUUAAUAAAUUGUAUUUUGUAUUAGUUUAUAAAUACAAAAUGAAUUACAACAGUCCGUGUUUUUCGUAUCAGAUUUUUAAGCAUUUUCAUAGAGCCAAAACAAUUUUAUUUACGAUAAUCAAGAAAUAGUACCUACAUAAAAUGUCAUGAUUUUUCGAUCUCCGUUAUAAUUUGAAGUUUAAAUACUUAUAAAUAGAAUCGUGAUUGCAUAUUUUGCAAAUGCUUUGGAUUACGAUAAAGUUCAACUAACUGAUAAAAUGUUUUUGGUGGGACUGAACUAAUUUGACCACCGACUAAUUGAAGUACCUACAUCUUAUCUCACACUGUUGGAAGUAAAGAUAAAAUCUUAUUAAAUUAUACAUUUAAUGAACAACAAAUUUAAUGGUUAAAUGUAGGCAGGCAGUGCGUUGAGUCGUAUGAAACAGUUAACCGUUGUUGUUUCUAAAUUAAUUUACAAACGUCAUUAGAAUGUUAAGUAAUAUUUAUAUAAAUGUUGCAUUAUAAAUGAAUUAAUUUUUACUGCUUUCAUAAAAGAAUGAUGGAAAUAGAUAAAUUUGCUUGAUGCAGAACGGAAAGAGGGGAAGGUGAAAAUUUUGGGGAAACUGCAAAAUAGCCAGGGGAGAGUAAGCGUUUCGGAUCUACGAUAGUCGGACGCAGAGAAAAGGUCGGGAGAAUAAAAAUGAAAGCGGGUGGCGAUUAGUCGUAAACGUCAAAAUUCAUUAUUAUAAAUAGGUACCUAAAUUAAAAAGAAAAAAAACGCAUAAGCAUCAGAAUCCCGUCACUAUAGCGUCGAAUUUUUCUCAAGCUAGUUAGCUAAUAAUUAUAGCGCGUAUGAUAAUAAGUUUAUCAUCAUUACAAUGUUGCAUAUUUUGUUUUACUAUGUUAACGAAAUUAAAUACUAUUUUUUUUUUGUCAAAACAGAAAAAGUAAUUCUCGUGAAUUUCGUUAAAACACAAACAGACGGUGGGAUCGGAGGUUGAAAAUUCAAAUCUUCUCAAGGCAGAUUCUCGACAGCAAUUAUAUUUAUAUUUACAUAUUUUAACCAAGCUACUUAUUUUUAUGAAUCUGUAAGGGUAUUUAUAAUCCGUUAUUUCCCGUGAAGACAUGAAAUCUGAGCAUACAUAAUAUGGUCUUUGGAGAGCGUUGAAAUUUGAAGCCACCAAAACGCACAUUCUUGAUACUUAUACUACUAUGUUUAUAAAACGUUUCGUCAAAAUUCUGGUUUCAUUUGGACAAUUUGUAGGGCAUACAAAGUUAAAAGAACACCCUCCUACUAUAACAACAUAGUAAAAUUCAUAUUGAAAUUCGACUAAAGUUGUAUCACUUCAAUCCACCUAUAAAACACUAAUAUUCUCGAGUUUGAGCUCUUUUGUUUAAUGGGUACCGUUCAAAGUGUCAAAAUGUUCCGGAGAAAAAAUAUAUAACAGACACAAUACAGUCCAAUUAUUUCUGUUUACGGGGAAAAUUCGAUAAAAACUAACAUUUUUGUAAUAAUAGGAGACUAACAUAAAAGAAACCGACGAUCAUAGUAAAAUUAAAACAGAUAAUAUCCCAAAUGAAUAUUUGUUGAAAAGUGUUAUUAACAAUUCGUUACUAUUGCCAUUUAUCAAGCAUAAUUGUUAGGGUCUAAUGUGAUUUAUAAUUUAUUAUAAAUUUAAAAUACUGAAUUAUGAACAUAUAAACAAUAUUCAAUAAAUUUAAAGUGAAGGCGUUUUAAUAUUAUAUACUUGUACGUGUGUGAAAGUGUAACCAUAUUUCUAUAGAAUCUUCAUGGAUUCGUGAAGUUUGUGGUCACCUAUAAAUUUUACUCGUGUUUUUUCGUAAUUUCUCGUAUUUUUUAAUAAUAAUAAUAAUAAUAAUAAAACGUGAUAUUUAAGCCAAUAUAUUUUCAUUUCUUUUUCUGUUUAUUAAAGAAAAUAAUAUGUAGACACUUUUUUUUCUAAGUACAUAUUUUUAUCGAAUCAAUAAUUACGGUCUAAAGCGUGAUAAAUAUUAUAUGAUUUGGCACAGUUCCAGUACAGUUCAAGCAGUUACUAUACUACGCAUAUUGAUAUAGGUAUAAUUUUUGAUUCCAGAUCAUACAAAUUUAUAUAAUAUUAUAAGUAUAUUGAUUUUAAUUCAUUGGCAAUGAAACGUUCUUGAUGUUCCUAUAUAUAAAAUAUUAAUAUUAUGUAUAUUGAUUUUAAAUCACAGGUAAUCAAGUGAUUCAAUUCAAUUAGAAAUCGCUUUAGUAUUUUAUACGUUUAUUUUGAAAUAGCCAACUGUAAUAUUAUAAUACUGUAUAAUAUAAACUGUAUUAAUGUAUAGUAUAGGCGGUGAAAAAAUUCGACUUUAUUGGAAUAUUUAAAUAGUAUAAGUUAAUUUCGAUUAAUUUCAGUAAAUGAAUAUCCAAUCGUACGUUCCUGAUGUUCCUGUAUACAAAAUAUUAACAUUAUGUAUGUUGUAAUAAUUCACCAUAUAACUGCAAAUAUUAUGUAAAAUUAUAAUAUAUCAGUUGUAUAUAAUGUAUAAUCAAUUUCCAUAUUAUAUUCAGAAUCCGAAUAUAGUUGAGUAAUAGUUGAGUAACAUGCUUGUAGUAUACUAGAUGAUUAUGCAGAUGAGUUUAUUAGUAAAUCUAUUAAGGUAUUUAAACAAAAAACAAAUAUAAAAAAAAAUCUAAUCGUUUAAACAAUAAAGACGUGUUGGUUUUAGGUAUCGCGGCGAUAGGUAAAUGAACACGAUAUCGUGAUUUAAGUCCAAUAAACUUGUACACACAUAAUAUUAUAAAUUUUAAUUCGGAUCGUGUCUAUAAUAUCACAUGUUAUGCAUUUCUAUACCGUAAUAAUACUUUUUUGUUUGUCAACGUAUUUUUAAUCGGAAAGUAUAUAUAGGGUCGAAAAAUGGCUAACGCACGUUUGAAUGAAUAUUUUAUUUUUUUUUUAUAUAUUUACGUUGAAAAAAAAUUAUUUUUGUUUGCUAUGCUCCGUAAAAAUUUACGAACAGUGCCUAAUACGUAUAAUAUAUAUUAUAUACAAUAAUUUGGUAAAUAUAUGACAUUUCAUUCGAUUUGAUAUCAACAAUGUGAAAGUCUUUUGUUUAAAAAAAUAUAUAUAUAUAUAUAUAUUAAUGAUUAAUGAUUAUGAUAAUAAAACUAUGUACAUUUAUAGUUGAAAGAUAAAAAGUGAAAAUUAUAAACGUACCUAUAUUAUUGUAAUAUUAUUAAUAAUAAUAAUAAAAAUAAAUAUAAUUUUAUACCAUAUAAACUUCGUAUAACAUAUAUAUUUUAAAGAGUAUACAAAUUAAUCCGGUGAUCGUAUUUACAAUAUAUUUAGACUGAAGUCGUUUUUUUUUUUUUUUUUUUUUUUGUAGUACAAUUUAUUUUGCAUAUUAUUACUAUCUAUGGGAAUUAUUGAAACGUAACGGUAUUGUGCUGCAAGAACAUAUUAUCUGUCUAAACCUAGGUAGUUAAUUAUUACAAAAAUAAACGUUUGUUCCAUAAUCGUUUUCAUAAAUAAUACUCAUAUUUUAUGCUUUUUACACAUUUUAAUUGAUGUUUUUAGAACGUGAAUAAGAAUGUCAAGAAGAAUGUUUGUGUAACUUUAAAAUAUUGAAAGUUUUUUUUUUUAACUUUCUAUUCUAAACGGUUAAUGAAUUGAGUUUAUUAAAUAAUUAAUAGUAAGUACCUAUAUGAAAAGCAUAUAUACUUUAUUGUUUAAAUGUAACUGUUUAGUGUUUCUAUCAAUUUUUUAUAUAUAUAUAUAUAUAUAUUUAUUUGAAUAAUCAAAAAUUGUCUAUACUCACACCGAAAACAUUAACAAUUAUACGAAAAAAUUAUUACAUAUAAAUAAGGUAGUAAUUGAAAAAAAUAUUUUGUCAUUUCGUUGAAAACAAUAAUAGAUUAAACUGUUGUAUAUUUUUUUGAGUAAAGGUCAGUGGCAGAUUAAAGAGGGCGAGAGUGCUCGGUAAACUUCCCUAAAUCCUGUACAUGUAUCUUUUAGUGCUUCGAUAACGUGUUUUUUAUUGACGUAUGUGUUUAAUAUUAUUAUGAAAUACAUUGGAGUCUUCCCCAUCCCAAAUAAAAAUCCUAAAAUCGCCACUGAUAAUGGUAAUCGCACUUUUUCCAUGUACGUAUCUAUUAACUAACUAUCGGUCGACGUGUGAAAAAAUGUGAAAGCUCCUUUUGAUCAUUCGUAUACUAAAUGUGUAGGUUCUGACGAUCAAAAAAUAUGUUUGAACUAUUCUGAACUCGAGAUCAAAACAUUCUUUCAUCUUGUGCAGCGUAUACGUAUAGUCAGAAGUGUAUAAAUAUAUGUAUUUUUAAUGACAAACAACCCAUAGAUAAAUGUAAUAUGAUUAGUCAUUAGUGAAAAUAUCUCACAGUAAAUUCUACAGGUAUAGUAUAUCAACUUAUUGGCUAUUGUUUAUAAUUUGAAAAAGGUGGACAUAGUUCACACCGCACGGGUAUGCCACUGUUGUGUAGGUGGGAACUUUGAAAGGUUUUGAAUGUAGAGUAAUUUAGUUUAUUUACUGAAAGUAAUGAUAAAUCAUUACGAUCAAAAACCGAGUAUUAGCGAAGUUUGGUAAACUGGUAAGGUUUGUCAUCAUCACGCACACCUUAAAAGAUCUUCAAGGCCUAAAACUGGCACCGACAAAUUCCUCAAUUCUUCUCUAGCAUAAUAUGAUACAGAUUCUGUGUUGUAUACCGGAUAUAUUUUAAAAUAGCUAAAUAAACAUAAGAUAUAAUUGCUAGAAGAAUUAUUUAGAUACAGAUAAAACAUAAACAAUAUAACAAUUUAAUUAUCCAGCUAUAAAUAAAUAAUCAGUAACUUUUUAUUUAGAGUUUUAAAAAGUGUUUCAAGUAAAGUACUUAGUGCUGGGCAGAAAUUUCGCACAGAUUCGAUACGGUAUGAAAGACAUAUGAAAGACGGUAUGUAAGAGUCAGACAAUUUUUACUGAUCAAAAAUAUGUUUUCCGAGAAAGAAAACACAUUUUAGUAAAACCGAUACUUUUUUAUAUGUGUCAUCCCUCCCAACUUCCUUCCUACUUCUACAACAGUGAUCCAUCCAUCAGCAGUAUCAGAUUCAGUAUCAGUCAACAAUAUAUGUCAUAUUAUGGUAAAAUAAUUAAAUAGGCACUAUAUAUUUUCUUUAAUAAUAUUUAUUUGAAUCAUAUAUUCUUUUAGAAAAAGUGCUAUCAAUGUAAAUCGGAGCGAAAUUGCUGAUAGAAAAGUUGUCUACAGAAAAACAAAACCGUAAUAUUUGACUAAUGUAUUUAGUGCAUUUUCACGUUUUUUUUUUUCCAUUUUUCAUGAUUUUUUCCAUUUAUUGGGAAAACUCCUGGGAAAAUCAAAAAAUGACUUCCUCAAAUUACCAUAGAGAUAAAAUUUCCUUUCAAAAAAUAAGCUACACUUGAUACAUCAGAGCAAGAUUUUCGGUAUAAAAGUUUGUAAAACCAAUACAUUUUUCGCUAUACUCAAAAUCUAAAAGCUGUCAUAGGAUAAUGGGGACGGGUGCAGCCACUGUUAUAAGUAAUUCAAUGUAAUCCGUAAGCAACGAUUAACUAUUGUUAAUAAAAAAACGAUUCUGAGUGGAGUUUGGUCGAUAGUAUUGCUUUGUCAACAAUAUAUAUGACAUAUUAUGAUAAAAUAAUUACAUAUGUAUUAUCUGUUUUUUUUAGAAAUAUUUGUUUAAUAUUUUACCUAUUUAAUCGUUUUUCCUACGUAUUUCCCGGUUUUCCAUGUUUUUUUCCCAUUUAUUGGGAAAACUCCUGGGAAAAUCUAGAACUAUAAAUUAGAGCAAAAUUAAUGGUAGAAAAGUUGUUCACAGGAAAAAAAAAGACCAUAAUAUAUUUUUACUAAUACCUACAUUUCGAUAUAUUUUCCCGGUUUUUCCCAUUCGUUCAGAAAACUCCUAGGAAAAUUAAAAAUUGUCUACCCCAGUUUGAUUUCCUAUCAGGAAAAAUACUACACUUGAAAAUCGGAGAAAGAUUUAUGAUAGACAAAUUGUUUACAGAUAAAAAAAUAAUAAUAAAUUAACAUCAUUGCAAAACCAAUAAAUUCCUCGCUCCUCUCAGGAUCUAAAAUAUGUAUAAUUUUUGUUCUACAGCGUUAUACAAUUUCACGAGUAUACGUAUUUUGAAAAUUUGCAUUCAUAUUACAUUCGUAUAGAAGAUAAUUACUAAUUUAUUAUCUAUUUUUUGUUUUUAAUGAUUUAUUCCUUUGUGUGCACUUUUCAAUCAUUUCUCGAGUAUCAUAUUUAUUAUUUUAUGCAUUCUUACCGUCCCAUCGAUUCACGUCAAAAGGGUUGGAUAAACAAAUUACAAUUUACGUCGGUUUUACUAUACUGCACGUGUUUUAAACGUUUUUUUUUUUUUUAUACAGUAGGUACACCUAAACGAGAUUUAAUUAACUAAUAUUUGUGCUUAUAUUGGAAAAUUUCAAUUUUUAACUUGUGUAUAUUUGCAUGUUUUACCCCGACGGGUAAAACAUAUCACUGGGCACAAUAUCAUUUCGUUGACAAUGAUAAGCGAAAUAGGUACAAAUACGUCGACGGCCGGCGCUCGGCGAGCGCCCAUUUCAAUUAGCGAAAAUGUUUAAAACCGGAGUAGCGUACUAGAUUUUUAACAUUCCCAUUCAAGUACAUUGAGUACCUGUAUCGUCGUUGCCGACAGUCGUAUUUUAAUAAAUAUUAUUGAAAAUAUUAAAAAUCGUACGCGUGUGAUAUUGUCGCAUAAUGUGGCGGAUUAAGUGUAUUUAAUGAGAUAAAUAAUCUAUCUAACAUUAUCGCGGGCUCCGACCCGGUUUUUUAACGACUAGAAAUUUGUUUCGGGGCCUUUAUAUUAUUAUUAUAUUGUAUAUCAUGUGUAUGAUAUUUGCGUAUAACGCGCUGUGGCUCGUCAAAGUGAACGCGCGCGUGUGUGUAGACCAUGUAUCGUGCAUUAUAAAAAUGUAUAUAAUAAUAUACAAUAGUAAUUAUCGCAAUAGACAUCAAUAUUUCAUAAUGUAAAAACUGGCGGAAAAACCGUUCGAAUUUUCCGCAACGGACCAUAACGGUGCUGCGCGGCCGAAACACAAUAUGCCAAAAUAAAAUAUCCACACUGCGGCUCGUGCGCGCACACGCAUACAACGGACAAGUGCCUACAAUGUAGGUGUAUAAUGCACGCCUAUAGUAAAAAAUAUACACUGCACAGCAUACAUAAACGUGCAGUACGACAAACAACAAUAAAUUUAUUAUACACCGCUAGAACAGUGCCUAUAUACAACAUUAUAUACGCGCACAUAUACACACCCGGGUAUUUCACAAAACGAGAUUAAACAUAAUAAUACGUGGUAUUACAGACGACGGGGUCCACCCGAAGUAUUGUAAAAAAAAAAAAAAAAAAAAAAAAAAAAAAAAAAAAAAAAAAAAUAAUAAUAAAAAAAUGUGGUAAUUGGGCUACGGCGGCGGCGUGAGCUGAAAAACUGGUAGCGGUUUUUUCCAUUUUUUUUUUUUUUUACAGCGCCUUCCCUCUCGCCCCUCUCCUCCCACAUUAUCUCUUCCAUCAUAAUAUUACACUAUAAGGUGACUCCGUUCUAUUCCGCCGUUCCUUCUCCGUUCGAUUCCGAUAGGUAUUAUAUUAUAUCUUAUGUAUACAUAUUUUUAUUAUACCACUCCGCAGUCUACACGUAUCGCCUACCUAUCUACCUAUAUAUGUAUCUCAUGCGGUUAGACUAGUCAAGGUUGUAAUGGUCACACCCAAGUAUAUACACGUAUUACAGAUAUACCUAUUGCAAAUCCAAUAAUAUAAUAUAUUAAUAACAUAGUACUAAUGAUAAUAAUGAUAAUAAUAAUAAUAAUAAAAACGGGUUUCUGGACCGGGCUGAUUAAAACUGGUGUUUGGAUAUAUUAAUGUUGUUACAGGAUUUUUAUAUUCAGAACAUUGUUCCCGUCGCCGUCGCCCCGUUAAUAUAUUACGAUUUUCGGUUAACGAUAUUCUAAUACAACCUGCAAUACAACUGCAAUACGACUUCGCAUAAGUAGCGGUUUUUGAUUUACGACCAAUGCAAAACGCACGUUACGUACCUUUGCAUAAUCCGUAACAUACCAUUCAGUGUAUAUCGCAUUAUGUUUAUCAGUUUAUAUUUAAGGUUUCAAAAUCUAUGUACGGGCCAGUGAUCGAAAUAGGGAAACAAACGAGGACGGACGCUGGUUUGCUAUAGCAAAUAAAUGUUACAGCAAUCGGUAGGCGGUACUCUCUGCACAAAGUAAAUUAAAUGAUUAAUUUCAAUAUGGAACAGAAAAAAUAAAACGUCACAGUAAAACCAUUAUUAAGCAAAAAAAAAAAAAAAGUAAUUUCUUUAAUUUUAGUGAUGCUCUCCUAAAGAAAAAUUUUGUGGACACUGCCCCUAAUAUGAGCACGAAUUUGGGCUAUUUGGAGAUAAAGUUCGAAAAAUUUAAACAAUAUUUUAAAGUGGUUUAAAGUAUUUUAAAAACAGGAGUGCAUUAGGCCCUCCGUUCUAGAAAAUAAUCGUCCCAAAAAAUUCAGUCGAGAAUAUAAUUGUGAAAAAUGCAGCAUGGGGGCGUCCAAACUUCUAAAACCUUUCUAUCAGAUACGAUAGGUCCAGUAAAUGUUCUGAAUUUAUCAUGGGAUAUUAAAAACACAAAUUUUCGAUUAACCACUAAACUUGAUUAAUCAAUAAUAAUAAUAUCAUAAAUAAUGUAAACAAUAAUCAUGAUUCGUGAAUUAAUCGUAGAGUCGUCUUCUGUUAUACUUAACCCAUUAGUCAUCAAUAAGUAUUUAAAAGACAGAUUAAAAAAAAACUAAUUUGUAUUCAAGGUUUUUUUUUCGUGUAACUUGGCUAAAAUAUAUAAUUUCAUGAUAAAAUCACUAAAUAAACACUUACCGAUUGUUGGAUUUAAUGCCAAUGGUGGGGGGUAGUGGUAGGGGUUAUAAACCUCCUUGUGCACGACACCGUCUUUAUUUAAAAGUAUAUUAUAUAAUUAUAUUACUUUGCACCACCGACGAUAUGACCAUAUUCGUUACGAUGAUGUGUUCAUUUCGUUAAAAUACAAGAAGUACCUUAAUAUUAAAACAAAUGCAUAAUGAUUUGGGUUUUUUUUUUUUACAUUUCAUACUUCAGAAUACUAAUACAACAUAUAUUUAUGUACUUAUAGCAGUUUUAAAAAUUGUUCAACAUUAAUACGGCAGUGAUUUAGUUAUUGAUUCACCAUAAUAAUUGUCAUUAUGUAUUCGACAACAUAUUAUUAUGGACCGUCACGAUUCUUGGCAUAACCGAAAUAUCGACUUUUUUACCAUAUAGUAUAAUUUACCUAUCUUAAUUAUGCCAUACUGAUCAAAUUCAUUUUUUUUUGUUGUUUUUAAGUGUAUUUACUCGUCGGGACGUAUAUUUACAUAAUAUGUAUUUGUGAUUACAAAUACAUAUUAUAAAAUAAUACACAAUUAUUCACGAUGGUCGUUUAGUCUUUAUUUAUGGCGAAAUUGACUUUCAUUGAAUUUUACGCGAAAUUCGUUUUUAACACUGCUGUUAUUUAAAUUUAUUUGACAAUUCCAUAUAUUUAAAAUGUGGAAAUAAUUGGUGUAUUUAAAAUUAACUACUUCAAAUGUUUGAUUAUUUUUGUUAAUAAUUGUUAAUACUUGGCCGAAUACAAUUUUAUUACGUUUAAACACUUUCAUAGAACUUACCAUAAAUAGAUAAUAAAUUAAAGUUACUAUCAGUUAGACUUCACUUCCUUUAAAUAAAAACAAAAUAUAAGAGAAUAAAUAUAGAUCAGUCGUAUUUGUAAUUACAAGUAGGUAGUGGGAUGGAAGAUACAAUUGAUUAUGUAAAUUAUCAUUAUUGCAAUACAGUUUUAAAACAGCCGUGCGUUAAAGUAAACAUGUUUAGUGGCGUAUCCAGGGGGGGGGGGUUAAGAUGUUAUAACACCUCCCCAUUGCUUUAUUUUUUAGCUAUAGGUAAGCUUAAGAAGAUUGUAGAACCCCUUAAAUCUUCUUAGGUACCUCUAAUCAUUGAUAAAUUCUGGCUACGCCAGUGAAAAUGAGCCUUCGUGAUCCUUAAUCAGUGCGGCAGUGACCGAUUUUUUUUUUUAUAUAAUAACUAUACAUGAUCAAUAAUAUUUUCAAUAGAUUUCCAUUUGAUAUUAUUUGUAUAGUUUGAAACAUAUCUCGAGUCGCAUACGGCUCAAUGAAAUAGUCUUGUGAAUUUUGUUUCAACUUUUAUCAUAAUAAUAAUUAUGUUUUAUUUGUUUCAGACUGAAAUGAGACGGCUCAAAAUCAUAUUCAUUUGUAAGCUGACAAUAUGUAAGUAAAUUUGAAAAUUUAAAAAUUCGUUAUUAUGUAUUAUGGGAUAUUUUUUUUCGAAUGGGUUUUUGUUCACUCAGAGUGAUUAUGUUUUUUUGAACACGUUUUUUGUUUUAGUAAAAAAUAUAGGUACAUUGUCAAACAUUAUUUAUUCUAAAAAUUAUUUUGAGUAUUAUUUAUUAGAGAAAAAGAAUAUUUGUCGAAAAAUUUCGAAUCAAACAUUUCCUUAACCCGAUAUGACAUGAUUAUACAGUGAAAUCUUCCUGUAACGAACCCUUGGGGGAAAUUAUUAUAAUUGUUAUCCAGUAUAAGUGGUAUGUUGUUACGACAUUGAAUUACUCCAUGGACUAUGAACUGGUAUAAUAUAAGCAUUGUUGUUCUACAGAUACUUUAAAAUUGAUGUCCAUAGAGAAGUUUUUUCCUAAUGGAAGGUAUUAUUUGUAGCCUGCAGGUAAUGAUUUAAGUUAUACGACGUUUAUUUAAAUAGCUUGUUUAUGCUUGGUUUCGUUGUAGGAAUACAAAUAUUCGAUUUAUAAAACCGUUUAAGUAUUAAAAUUUUAGAAUAUAUAAUUGUAUUAAUAUAAUUAUUAAUAAAUGUAUCAUAUUUCUUAAAGGCUUCUGAAUACAUUUUACUUAUAUAGGAAGAACCUUGAAAACAGUAUCGAUGCGUGUUUAUGAAAGUCAUUGUAGCAGGGCGUUGUCUGUCUUGACGCUAUUUAAUUUUAAUCAAUGUCUGCAAAAAAUAAGUGAUAAUCUAGCGGUUUCUUAAGAAAUAUCGAUUUUUUUUUCUUUCUAUCUUUUGAAUAUUACAAAUCGUUUCGCGGGACGAACAAGAGAAUAACACUGAUAAUAGGUACCUACCUAUUAUAUACAGUAAUUUUACACCUGACCAAUAUUUUAAUUGUUCAUUUUUCCUACAAAUCGUUAUAUAAUUUUGAUUUAAUAUCCUAUGCUUAUGUGGUCAAGUAUAGGUACAAAUAUAAACAACAGUUAUGUACUUCGACUGGGUAUUAUGGUACCUACUCUACUUAUAUUAUUAUAUGGUCAUUGAUUAAAUCUACAUAUAUCAUACGUUUGUAAUCUCGAAUCUGGUUUAUAAAUCGCGAAUAAAUGCAUUCGUGACUAUAUGUCUCUUAUUAUGAACUGGUUGACGCAACCGAAUAAACACCGCGGGCUAUUGUCCUCGUAUGCAAUAGUAUGUGACAGAAUACAAUAUUCUGUAGCUGAGACACGGCCGAUUAUUAUUCUAACACUGUUACUUGGCGUCUUGGCUGGGUGUUAUCACUGGGUAACCUCCCUAAACUUAAAUUCACCUUUAAUUGUAUUUUUUCUUUGUCUUUUAUCAAACCUAUUUAUUGUACAUAACUAUAUAGAAUGUAGAUUACUUUCAAAAAAAGAAAAAAACCAUUGUUACUUGAAUGUGUAUUAUAGGUAUUAGGAUUCUUCUGAAAAUUUAGUAUCGAAAAUCAACAACGCGUACUCGCAUAAGUACUAAGGUUUUUUUAAAACCCCUCUCAUCAUAUAGUUUUUUUUUCGAAUUAAAUAAAAUACCCGUGGAUAGCAAAGUUCUGUCAUUAGGGUCAAAUAUACUCCUACCCCGGCUAGUUUUUUUUUUUUUUUAAAUGUAGACAUAUUGUUUGUAAAACAAUAAAUAACCUAAAAAUGUAAUAGUACAAUACUAUAUAUACUAUACUAUUGCAACUAUGUUAUUUCCAAAAAAACAAAGUGGUGAAAUUUGAGCAUAAAAAUCGUAGAGACGGGUGUGGAAAGUUUCCAAAAGACAUAUUGUUGAUACUAACGUCAUAUGUAUACAAAAUUGCAUCCAUAUAAGGGAACGGAGUCAAUAGGGAUGUUCAAACUUUGGUUGGGAAGUUGUUGAGUGCAGUCCUGCGGAGGUUUAUAGGUAUUGAAAUUCCCUUCCUAAUGAAUACCUAAAAUACCAUUUCCUAAAAUUCGGACUUAGGUAUUUUUAGUAUUAAAAUCGAAUUAUUAUUGUUGAUUUAUUGGCUACCUUAGUAAUACGGAUGAAAAAAAACAUUGCUGUUAAUUUUUUUAUUGCAAUCCCUGUGCUGUGUGGGUAGGUAAUAACAUAUUUUGAUAAUUAAUCCAUUAACUUUAUUUAGAAACUUUUUAUUGUACGGACAAAGCCGGAUGAGACAUUUUGUAGUUAUAUAAUUACUAAUAUUAUUAAUUUCUAAAAAAUACAUCUUUAUUUGUAUCUGUAGAAUAUUUAAACCAAAAAAAAAAAAAGAUGCCUAUAAAAGGAACACAAAUAAAUGCUUACUCGUCCCACACAUCUCUAUAUGUUAAUGAAUUACAGAUAAUAACAGAUUAAAUACAGAUUAAUACUAUUAUUUUUUUAAAUUACUUGUAAUAUUACAGCUUCUGCAAUUUAGUUAAUUUUCAUAUUUUAUAUAGGGUGUCCCACGAAUAUAUACCCAUUACGAUAUCUCCUAAGAUAAUAAAGAUAACCAAAUUUUGUUUUUUUUUUUUUUUUUUAAAUAUUAAUCGCAGGGAUAAAAACUACAAACAUUUAUAUUUGAAUUAAAUGUUUAUAUUUUAACAAAACAACCUAAAAAAAUAACUUUUUAUUUUAUUAUUUUUGAAAAAUUUAAAUAUUUUUUUUUUUAUAGAGUUUAUUCUUCUGAACAUUUUGAAGUAUCAACUUUUUAUUUUCAUUAAAUUGAUGAUUUCUAUUAAAUUUUUAAAUUUCCGAGAAAAUUACCUAUAAUUAUGCAACAGGCUAUAAUCGCAUUCGUUAAUUGAUAUUGUUAUCAUUGACUGUACCUUCACUUUCUUUCUCUGAACUUAAAAAGUUUUUUUUAAUAAUUUUUUUGCCAAAACAAAAAAACUAAUUGAAAUAAAUAUAUUUGUCCUUGUCUCUGUGAAUAAUAAUAAUAAUAAUGUAUAUAAAAAAAAAAAAACAAAAUUUGAUUAUCUUUAUUAUCUUUGGAGGUAUUAUUAUGAGUAUAUUUUCGUGGUACACCCUGUAUAAUGCGUAGAAAAAUGGAAAUUGAAAAUGGAAACUAUAAAACUAUAUCGAGUAUUAAAGAGUAACAAAAGAAAAAAAAAAAAAAUCGAAAAAUAUUUGUCCAAAUUGAAGUAAUAUUAUAUUUUUAGAUGGUACUCUGAUCUAUAAAAGUAGAAAUUUAAUUAUAUUACGUUAUGUAGUAGGUAUACGAGGUAUACGAGACGUGUAUAUACAAAUUGUAGUGUAAAAAUGACACGUUGCAAAAUAUCGUAAAAAACGACGUCGUAUACGUAAUAUUAUUUACUCAUAUAUGAUAUAUAUAUAUAUAUAUGUAUCCAAUCUUAUAAUAUAAAAUCGGUACCAAUAAGAUGCAUAAAAAACAAAAUUCCUUAAUGAAAAAUAAAAAGUGUCCUUGAAUAAACUUUUUAUAUUUUUUAUAAAGCGUGCAUGACUCCAUUAAUAUUAUUAUUUUAAUAAUAACAAUAACAAUAAUAAUAAUAACAUGAGUAUAUAAUGAAACGUGUAUUCAUUGCAAUGCGUUUUUUUCUCUACACAUGUAAUUUAUUCAAAAACUGUUCGGAUCGGAUUUGAAUGGUUUAUACCUUUAAGUAUUAAUUUUUUUUAUACGUGCGGUUCUUUAUGAUAUCAUUAUGCAUUCGAUUAACCAAUGAUUGUUGCUCGAAUAUGUUAUUGUUUAUUUCUAGGUACCUAUAGGUACUGAACUAGGUACUAAAGAAAUGUAUGGCCGUACCUAUAUAGUUGAAAAAAAAAUCAAAAACAUAAUUAUAUACUACUAAAACACGGAUAUUAAAAUUAAUUCAUUAUAAUAAUUGUUGCCGUGCGAUUAUUUCUAGGUAGACACUGAACUGCUAAAACAAUUUAUGGUCAUACCUAAAGCUAAAACAAAAAAAUCAAAAACAUAACUUAUACAAGAUUAAAAUAUGGAAAUCAAAAUUAAUUCACUAUAAUAACUGUUGCCGUGAAUUCGCUAACAUAAUAUUAAUAUAAUAUUAUUUUAUAAAUUUAAAAAGCCGGAUGUACUUUGCAUCAUGGGCAGAGACGUAUUUACAUUAUUGGUGCUCUGGGGCACUGUAUCUUUAGCUUCGUUUCAUAUAGGUAUGAACAAAUCUGUUUAUGACACACUGGAAUUCACACUGCUCACUUUAUAUUUUGUGCUCUAAAACAUGCAUUUUAGAUAUUAAAAAAAUACUACUAUUUUACCGUGUUUUAGAAGAUUACGACGCCCCCUCCUAAGUAUGUCCCUACGUCCUUGAUUAGGGUUAGGCCACUGUGAUGCAGUGGCAUAUCUGGAGCUUAAUCACGGAGGGUGUGGUUUAAAAAUUGCAAUAUACCACAAAAUAUCGCGAGAGGUUUCCUCGUUCCCAAAAUAAGCAACAGUUAUUAUUCUGUUGUUUUUUUAUAUUUUCUUUCCUUGGCAAUUAAAAAAAAAAAAAAAAUAGUUUAUAAGUAUAAACUGUAAUUAAUAAUAAUAAUAAAAAAAAAAAAUGAUUUAAGUUUAUAUAAUAUAUGUUACGAUCAAAAGCCGAAAUCGGACAAAUCUCAGAAACGUGAAAAAUUUAAAUUUAUGGUCGUUACAGUUUUACCCAAAUGAUACUGGUCACUGCUAUACUAUACUACUAUACUAUAGAUUUGUCCGGAAAAAAUUCGAAAUAUGACGUUUUGCACAAGUAUCGUGGGCAUUUCACGUUUUGCCCGGGCAUUUCUGAGAUUGGCGCGAUUUCGGCAUGUUUUAAACACAUUCAUUUUAACAACACAAUUUUGUGUGAAUACAUUAGAUCUUAAAUAAAUAUAAUUUUUUUAAAUAAAAAUAUUAAAGUACACAGUACGAAAUUAAUUGCGUUCUACACGAAUUAGAAUAUGUAAGUAUUGUUUUAGAGUUGGUAUCGUGUUCACAUUUCCUUACCGAUGCGUCGAUUGAACUUUAAAUGUAUUUAUUAUACAACAUAACAAAUUGAAAAGUGUUUGAGAACUUUAAAACGGGGCAAAACUUCUUACUAAAAAAAAAAAAUUAUAUUACGAAUAUCUUAACACGGUAUAUAUAUAUAUAUAUUUAUAAAAUCAUAAACAUAAAUAAAUCAUCGACCGGUUAGUAUUAGAGCCACUGAAGUAAUAAUAAUAGGUAGGUACCAAACACAAAUGCCAAUACACGUGUAUCCUGUGUACAUGCUUGACACCCACAAUUACAUGCAUUACAUGCAUUCAUCUAUUACUUUAUGAAAGUCGAUCGAUUCGAAACUUUCCAUUGACGUCGCAUAUCGAUAUUACGUAUAAGUGUAGGUUACCAAUAUUGAUUCGUGAUUACGGUUGUUGUAUUAUUUGGCAACAGUUGUAUCGGUGAAAAUAAUAAAACUAUCAAUUAGAUACAUCAUGUAGUAGGUAACCACAUUAAUUUUCAUUGACUAGGGAAUAUUCCAGUACUGCAUUAAAUAUAGAUUAUGUUUCUAUGUUUUUGUUUUUUUAUGUUAAUUUUCCUUACGAAACUACACACCGAGAGUACAAAAAUAACUCAUCCAAUGAAGCACAAUCGCGUGUCUAUGAAUUUCCAAUGAGAGGGCAUGUAAUUACUAGCGGAACAAUCACGGUUCACGAAUAAAUCGUAGAAUCUUCAUUUAUUACACCUAACUCAAAAAUGAGAAUUUAAAAUCCGGAUCAAAAAAAAAAAACAAUUCUUAUUCAAUAAAUAAAACUUGUUUCCUUGUAACGUAUCGUUUUCUGAUAAAACUACUAAAUACAUACCCAUAGUUAUUGUAUUUGUAAGCGAAUUAAGGGGAGGGGAUAUAAUCCCGAAAGCCCCUCUCCCUGCGCACGCCACUGCGUAUUAAAUUUACUCGUACAUAUAGAUUGAAUUAUUUGAUUUUCUAUAACACGUAAGUACAAUUAAAUACAUUUAUGUUUGCAGUAUUCAAUACGUGUAGUUAGACCAUUAUUUAAUAAUAUUUUAUGCGACGAUUAGCGUUUGGAUUUAUGAUAGUAAAAAAAAAAUCCGUCAUUUAAAAAAAGGGUUAAUGGCCGAAUAUAGGCGCGCAAACAAGACAAAAAUAUCAUAUACUCGUAAAAGCGAUUCGGUCAAUGUAGUAACAAUAAUAGUGGUACCUACUUGGAUAUUUUAGACGUUUUAGUGAUGCAUUCACAUGUAUGGGCAAUACAGGAUUCGAUCGAGGAUCAAGGCAAUAUUAUUUUUUAGGUAUCAUAAUAUUUUAUUUUUGCAAGUACCUACUCGUAUAUAACAUAAUACCUAAAGAAGAAAACUAAGUAGAAAACUAGUAGAAAACUAAAAAUAUCGAAAAUAGCUCGAUCGAUCGUAAAAAUUUCGCUAUAAACAGAUUAUUAGUAAAAAUUUCAACAUACUAUCACUUUGCCAAUGUUGUAGUUAGAAAAAACUUUUCAUACAAAAAUUGUUUAAAAAAAUAACCACCCAGCACUGAAGAAAAAGCGAUUGGAGUUGCUGAUUAAAAAAAAAGUAAGGUGUACACGCAUAUGUGUGUACCGAAAGUGUUAAGUAUUUGUGUUUUUUUUUUUUUUUCUAAAAAUGUGUGUUUCGAUACUCGAAUAUCCCGAAAAUUCCAUUUAAAUCCAAAGUCAUCCAGCUGAAAUAUUAAGUGGUACCUCCCAUUGUCAAUCUACGGUAUGUAGAAAAAAAAAAGUUACGUCAUCUCUACGCUCGACGUCUGGACAAAGCAAUGUUUUUCGGCGCCCGAUUACCAGUUUAUUAUUAUUAUUAUUAGCAGUAAGCAAUAGUAGUAGCAUAAGUAGUAGCAGUAGUAAGUAGUAGUAUGUUGCAAUGUCAGGUUUUGUCCAGGAAACGUAAUAAUAAGACUCGAUAGCAUGUGCGUCUGGGCGUAUCCGAGCUCAUGGGGUUUUUAAAACUGGUUCGUUGCAGUAUGUAUUGGUAUGGUGUUACCUACUUAUAUUCAAUUAAUUCGAAACAUUGACAAUCGAAAACGUCGUAUAAUACGCCAUCGCCAAUAACAAUAAGACUACAGUGCAUUAGGUUUGCCUAAUAUUAAAACUGUAUGCAUCAUGGAAUCAAAUGGUAUCUAAUCGAAUGAUUAUUCGAUUAGAUACCCGAACUUUGCUGUUCGGUUUGAAAUCAAAAUCAAAAUCGACCAUCUAUAUCAACAUUCGAUUAUUGUUUAUUAAUAUUAUCUUUGAGAAAAUUCUAAAGCUAAACGAUUGACUAUUUUUUUUUUAAGUUUUUUAAAUAAUAAUAAUAAUAAAAGAGAUGUCCUAGGAUAAUGACGACGAGAGCAGCCACUGUUAUAAGUAAUUUAAUGUAUACCUGUAAACAACGAUAAAUUAUUGCUUACGAAAAAAUGAUUCUUAGUGGAGUUCAGUUGAUAGUGAUGCUUUGUCAACAAUAUAUAUGCCAUAUUAUAGUAAAAUAAUUAAAUUGGCCGUAUAUAUUUUCUGUAAUAAUUUUUGUUUAAUGUUUUACCGAUUUCCCCGGUUUUCCUGCGUUUUUCCUGGUUUUCCCAUGUUUUUUCACGUGUGCUGAGAAAACUCUUUAGAAAAUCGAAAAAUGACCACUCUAAGGUACCUACCCACACUGAUUUCCUUUCAGAAAAGAUGCUACACUUAAAUUUGGAGCAAGUUCUCUGGUUGAAAAGUUGUCCGCAGAAAAAUAAAUAAAUAAACAUCUUUGUAAAACCAUAAGCUUCUUUGCUCCACUCGGAAUUUAAAAAUGGUCAAAAAAAAGUUUGAAAACCACUGUACUAUACACACAUAAUCGAAUUUCGUACCAACGCUAAUACCAAGACUUUUAUAGAUUUAUUACAAUAGACUUGUGUAGGAGUUCCAUAAUUCUGCAGUAUAGACCACAUACCUGUCUAGUUAUGUGAUAAUGAUAUUCACGUAAUAAUGCGUAAUUUUAGUCGGAAAACAAGUACAAGAAAUAUAGGAACUACAGUUUUUUUUCUUUUUAGAAAUAUCUUGAAUUUUAACAAGAUAACAUUGUUAAUUUAAAAUAAUUUACGAAAAGAAUUAACCAACAUUUUUUUUUUUAUAUUCUAUUUUUAAUUUUAUUUUUUUGAAACUAGUUAAGUUAAAAGUUAUCAAAAAAAGUCACUUAUAACUUAUUAAGCUUUGGAAAAUUCAAAUACGAAAUAUGCACCAUGAGCUCACUCUGUGACUAUAAUAUAUACCUGUAUUUGAUUAUAAUCAUUCGGUAUGUGGAUAAAAAAUUCAGUUUACUCACAAGAAAAAUCGAUUUAUUGGCACGUGGGAUUUUUAAAAUUUUGUUUUAAUAUUAUACAAUAACUGGCGUUUAAUUAACGUUAGCUUUCGUUACUUAAAUCAAAACUGGUCGUCCGAUGAAUGUUAACAAUACUGCUAUGAUUCAGUGAAAUCGAAAUGUUAUAUUUGUAUUUAAUAACAAACACGUGUACCGUAAUAUUGUUCGAUGUUCAUAUACUGCAUAAUAAUAUGAUAUCAUCUGUACAUAAUAUAUAAUACGAAAAUGAUUGGAGUAUAUUAAUUCUUCGAUUUUAAAAGCGCACGAGUUUGAUAGUCGAAUAAUCAAUAAUAAAUGCCUGUGGAAGAAUAAUACCAAUAAUACCUUAAAAGGUCAAUUUUCAUAAUUUUAUUUAAAUCGAGCAAAACCAUUAUGAAUCUAUUUUUCUAAUGAUUACUCUUUUAGUUACCACCUCAAACAAAUUAAAAAAUGUCUAAACAUACUAAUAUAAUAGUUAUGAGGUUUUAGAUUCUCAGUGAAGCGAGGAAUGUAUUGGUUUUAUAAUGAUGUUGAAUUUUUAUUUUUAUCUGUAAACAACUUUUCUACCAGAAAUCUUGCUCCGAUAUAUAAGUGUAGCAGAUUUGUUUUAUCUUACGUACACGUAUAAAAGAAAAUUCGUUCCGAAUCGUUUUUCGUUAGCCAGGUUUUAUCGUUGCAUAUAGAUAUAAAUUUAAUUCCCCUCUAUUUUCUACCUUCUCGACUUAGUAAAAAGUGCUACACUUGAAAAUUUGAAAAUCGGAACAGCGUUUCUGGUAGAAAAGUUGCUCACAGAAUAAUAAUAAUAAUAAUAAUAAAAGGUCAUUGCACUCCUCGUUACACUUCAAAUCUAAAAAUAAUAAUGAUUUAAUUACCAUUAUGAUAUUUACGAAAAAUGACUUUGAAUGCUGCUGUACAGUAUAGAAAGAAAAAAAAAAUUAAAUCAACUCAUCGAUGUAGGGAUGGUCAAACGAUAGGGAGAUGUAUCUCUCGGGGACCUGUUCCCCUUCAAUAUUUAUAAUAAUGAUCAUUUCAGCUAUUAAACAUUUUUAAAAAUCAGCCUCAUCCCAUUGACAAAAUAAUUUGACCGCCACUGCCACAGCCGCACGCCAUGGCCGCAGCUUAAAGUGUACCUUCCCUUUAAUCAUUUGUAUUCGAUUUGUUUAAAAUAACACUAUGCACUGUAACGUCCGGCACACAGUGAAAUUGCACUUUAAGCCGUAAGAGUAUGUGUGACACGUAUUAUCAUGUUUUAAACAUAUUUUACACGUAACAGUUAUACAUAUGCAAUAUGACGUUGAGAAGUCGAAUUGUAAUGAGGUUUUUAUAUUUUAAUUACAGGUUUACUGACAUGGUCCGUAUUUGUGGCGGAGUUGAACGCGCUACGCGGGUCUGCCGUUGUACUUCAAGCGAGAGCGAAAGCGGACAAAAAAAUUUCGGUACGUUAAGUGUCUGUUUAAAAAUGUCGAGGUUGUAUGGUUAGUCGGAUACUUGCAGUAUAACGAAAAAUAACGCCAUCAAAAUCGCAUUUAAUGUGCCUAUUGUAAUAAUGAUAUAUGUCUAUACUCCGAAACGUAAUCGUUAUCUAUUCAAAAAAAAAAAAAAUAUAAUAAUAACACAAAAAAGACGUCCUUGUGAGCCACGAUAUUAUAAUUAUUUUAUACUUAUUAUUUCGUUCGAGUUAAACCAUCGAAUAGUAUUCUAUAAACAGAUUAUGAUUUUUUCCAGCGGCAAGUCAAACAUCGAUACAAUUUAAAUAUAUUAAAUGACAUACCUAAUAAAUGUGUAUACAUUUUUGAUACUUAGCGUAUACUCUUGCAUUUGAGUAGUCGAAUACUCUUGUGUUUGAAAUGAGUAUCUGUUGUGUAUAAUUACAUUUUCUCAACUCUUCUCGUUCACCUAAUUCGACACUAUACGCCUAUAAUAGUAUUUAGUGAGUAGUAGACAACCAUAAUUAUUAUUAUUCUUGUUCUUCGUGUUUCUAUAUAUACUAGCCGCUAUAUUUACAUUUUAAUUCUCACACGAAGUUACGAAGAUAUAAAAUAUACUAUUACUAAUCUUAUAAUUAAUAGCCUUCACCCAUUUCUUUUAAUACGGCCUAUCUCUUUUUCCGUUUCCCAACACGCCGAACCGUUCUAUACCUUUUUUCACAUUAUUAUUAUUUUAAUUCUCCUCGAUUCACUCUCGACACGUUCAACCAUCCCAGCUACAAAAGUAGCAAUAGAAAACUAUGAUAUUUCGUUACUCAAAUUGCCCCAGUAACUAGACUAGGUAAGCAGGUUGGUAGCUAUAGGUAUAUACAAAAUAGAGAACAAUGCAUAAUGAAACAUUUUUUAUUAAAUAGUGUUUUGAAAAAUUAUACAUAGUUUUGACAUUUUUAGCCUGCCUUUUUUUGGAGGGGGAUUUGGCGAUCAACUUUUUUAAUUCAAAAGGCAACCUACGUACAAAAUUCUAUAGAUAGAUGCAGUAUUUGUUCAAAUAAAUUUUGGUGUUAACAUUUUUGAUUUCCGUCUACCCGUUUACGAGUUAUUCCAAUUUUUAGUUGUGAUUGGGGAACAGUAGUGGAACACUGUGCAUCACAGAUGGAACGGUGGCGUGCGGCGUUUGAAUAUAUAUUUCAUUAUGCAUUUUUUUUUAUUUUGUAUAUUUAUAGGAGAAAAUUGCUGUAACAUAAAAUUCUGUACAUUCUGUAUACCAUAAUAUGUAAUCUGUAAUAAUCAUUUCUUAUUCCGUCUAACCGUUGGUAACUAUCUCAACGUAUCGAAACUCGCAACAACAACUAAAUUAUGAAUACAGAUGUCUAUAUUAAUUUUAUCGAAUAAAACAAAAAUUAAUUGUUACAUAAUCUUGACGAAUUUUAACCGCGUGUAGUUACCAUGUUGAAUGUACAACACAUUAUUUUAUAAUGUCAUUAAUUAUCCGUGAAGUUACUUAAAAAGAUAGUUAUUGUAAUAUUUCGGCUAUCUGUGUAUUAUUAUAUUUAUUAUUAGUUUAAAAUAUACAAUUAAUAAUAUAUUUAAAAAAACAAUCAGGAGUAACAGAGAUCAGUCAAAUUUUCCCCCAGCUGUUUUGUCACCGUUACAUUAUUUCAUUUUUUUUAGUUAUGAUUGCCAUAGUAUUAUUACAUUUUAUUCUGUAGACGUAUUUUAAAUAUUUCCUGUGAAAAUAUGAAAUUUGAGCAUAAAAAUGGUAAGGGAGUGAGUUGAAAAUCUCGAUAUUUACUACGGGAGGCGUUCAAAAUCCCGACAAAGUUAAAAUUUCAACAGACAAUAUCAUAAAAAAUUUCGCAGACCUGAUUAUUGGGAUCCCCUGAGAUUGUAUAGGUGAUCGCUUAAUUAUGAUCCUUAAAAUUAUACUGUUUAUCAAUUUAGAAAAAAAAUGUAAUUUAUACUAUUUUUAAAUUUAUAAUUAAUAUAAUAAAAUCAAUACAUUCAAUAACUUGUCACAAUAAAAACGAUUAAAGUACUUAUUUUAGAUAUAAAAAAAAAAUAAUACGAUUAUUACAAAGAAAGCCCCUUCAAUAUUAUACGGUAUGCGAUUGUCGGAAUUUUGACCAAUUCGGGAUUUUGACACGGACCCAUUUACUACCAUGCAAACAUAAAAUUUCCCCCUGAUUUCAUUUGAAGGAUCGGUAGGAGUGUACAAAUUUAAUUUAAAUUUAAAUAAUAUACGUGUAUAAUUUAUAUACGAGUAUAUGUACGUUUGUGUAUGCACAAACCCUCUGCAGGAUCAGGAUGAAGCGAUCGAAUUGGACGAAAAUGGAGAACAAAUUGAACUGAACGUGACUACUACCACCAAACCCACGUUGACGGGCAUACCGCAAAUAGACUACGUGCACGACCCGAACUUGCCCAGGGAACUGAACGGAUACAACCUAACGGACUAUCCGUUCCUCAAUUCAGUGCCCGAGGAGAUCGACUUCAAAUGCGAUGGGUUACACGAUGGGUUUUAUGCGAGCAUGCCUCACAAAUGUCAGGUAUAUAAAUCGACUUUACUUAAUAUUAUUAUUAUCGUACGAUUGGCCUGCAUAAGCAACGAUGGUCUACAAAUGCAUGGGAAGCUUUCUUACUGAAAAACUUUUUUUAUACGAAUUCAUCGUAUUAUCACCGUAUAUUAUUGUCUUGAAUGAUAUUAUAAACCGGUAUGGUUUUUAAUGCGUUAACGGCGAAGAAUCUUCUUCAUCAUUUGUCGACCAUUCUUGUCUUUAUCCUCCGCAUUUAUCGUCGUUUUUCCAUUUUCUAUCCACAUACCCCAGUACAUUACUUGUUGAACGCUGCUAAAUAUUAGUACCAAAAAGAUUUGACAGAAGUGUCAAAUUACACUUAUUUCAGACGAAUUGUGAUAGGGUUAAAAAAAAAUAAAUAGUCGAACUACACUUAGGUCAAAAAAGGUUUUCAACAGAAAUGUUUGAAACAAAUCUUAGUUAAAAAUGUCACUAAUUUCUCUUCACACUAAAAAUUUAAUCAAUGACGUAGUUAAAAAUUAGUAUAUUUAUAUAAUUAAAAAGCGGUCUUUGAAAUUUCAAAUUAUUACUAUUAUUAUUCAAUAGAAUUAUUUUGUUGAAAUCUGAAACAGAAAUGACUUUGUAUAAUAUAUUUAAUUUAAGUUGGAGAGUCGUGUACAAAAUAUUCCAAAGGUUGUAAGUAUGAACGUUUUUAAAACUAAGAGUUUUGAAGUUUUUAAGUUUUAAUUUUUUUUUUUAAAUAUCGCCUUUUUAACCUAAUUGCUAUUAGGCGAUUUUGAUUUAGAUAAAACUCGACUAUGCCCAGUAUCUCAGAAAAAAAAAUGUUCUCUGAGGCAUUGUGCACGUUAUACACAAUGUCUCAUGAAGAUAUGCCUAUUGUAAUAUCUCAGGAGAUAAUAAUAAUAAUUAAAUUCUGUUUUUUUUUUUAUAUAUAUAUUAUUCACAGAGACAAGGACUACAAAUAUUCUUAUUUCAUUUAAUUUUUAUGUUUUGGUAAAAACUUAAAAAAAAACUUUCUGAAAAUGUUGACGCAUUAACUUUUUAUUUUCAUUAAAUUCGUAAUUUUUAAUAUUUUUUUUUUAUGUUCAGAGAAAAAAAAUGUACAGUAAAUUUUCCAUAAUAGUUAUAACCAAUCAGCGAGUGCGAUUACAGUUUGCUGCAUAAUUAUAGGUAAAUUUCUCUGAACUUUAAAAAAAUAUUAAAAAUCACGAAUUUAAUGAAAACAAAAAGUUGAAACGUCAAUAUUUUUAAAAGAAUAAACUGUAUAAAAUGACUAUCUUUAAAUUUUUCAAAAAUAAUAAAAUAAAAAGUUAUUUUUUAAAGUUUUUUACUAAAACAUAAAUAUUUAAUUUAAUUAUAAACAUUUGUAGUCCUAAUUCCUGUGAGUAAUAUAAUCAGAAUUCGAUUAUCUUUAUUAUUUCCGGAUAUAUUGCAAUGCGUAUAUCUUCGUGGGACACACUGUAUAUUAUAAUAAUUGACCAGGUCUUGUAUAUUUUACAAUAUAAUGACAUUAUUGUGACGUGAUAUAAUGUAAUAAUAAUAUGACGACGGUACUUAUUACAGCUAUACCACCACUGCCUGUUCGGCACGAGGUUCGACUUCUUGUGCGCCAACUACACCGCUUUCGAUCAAAAAACGUUCAUUUGCCAUUUCGUGUCCCAGGUGGACUGCCCAAACUCGGCCAAGUACUACAACAGGUAAUGGUGACGACGAUUUCAUAAGGCGUAUAUAUUGUUAUAAUUUAUAAAACCGUUAACGCGAUGUCUGCUUUUGGGACAUCCGCUGUUUCACGUUCAAUAUUUAUUUUUUGUUUUACGCGUUUAUGUUUUAUAAUAGUUUCGGUUAUUGUUCGCAGCUACGGGUAAAAGAUGAGCGCGAGGCGACCUAACAAUAGAAAAAAAAAAAAAAAUUGAACUAUUUGGCGGAUUCUGUAUACACUAGUAGUAUAAUAUUAUAACAUUGUAUUAAAUACAAUGUACAUUGUAAACGAACGUGUUAUAAAAUUAUAUUAAAGUUACUCAAGUCUUAAGUACACGCGUAGGAAUACCGUAUAGAAUGUAUCGAUAUUCAGAAAUAUUAUCUGUCAGUGAGUUUCCUGCAUCAUAUUCCCGGAUACGAGUUUAAUAUUAGGUACCGACCUAGUACCUAUACAUAUUUUUAUUGAAAAUCUCGACUCAAUUGUGCAUUAGGUAUGUCAUUAAGAUUUUAGAAAACGUGCGACAUUCCGUAUUUAAUGGGUUGCGCAUAAACGAUCAACAAAAAUGUCUACGAUAAAUCGGUGUCCUCGGACAAAAAAGAAAUCAAAUUUUCACAACAAAACAAAGAUAACACGCACUGUACAAAGUUGGUUCUGAUUUUUCGGUAUCAUUAUUCCGAAAUAAUUUAUUCGAAUUUUUACUCUUAUUAUUCUCGCUUUCAAGUACGCCCCCCUUAUAAAAGAUCCAACAUCGUUUUUUCAUCUAUACUCCGCAUAUCCUCCAAUUGCGUUUAAACUUUAGUAAAUCUCUUCUCAUUUUUACUUUAAUUCUAUUUGUAUACAUUUUCAUCUGUUUUAUUCAAUGUUCAGCGCGUACCGAAAUAUUAUCAAAUCACUACAGGCCUCACAAGUAGCAACUGCGGAUUUAUCAAGUGUCUCCUUUUAUCCUUAUAGUUCUAAUAAUGUUGUAAACAUUUACAAAAAUAUUUUCGGUUUUUUUCCCCCCGUUCCAAUUCAAAUAACCGAAUAAUGCAAUUUCGCAGAAACGAAGCGCUUUAUAAAGCCGCUGAAACGACGACACUUUCGACGACCACCACUUCCACGUCAACGACUCCAUCGCCUCCACCGCCUCAACAACAGCAACAACAGCAGCAGCAGCAGCAGCAACAGUCGUUUUAUCCGCAGUACCAGCAGCAGCCGCAACAGCAGCAGAUGCUAUAUGACGGGCGCAGGGCUAUGCCGCCGGGAUUCGCACAGGGAUUCGCGCAGGGCCGGAAACGCAGGCCCACUUACCGUAGGCGCAGACCAGUGUACGAGUAUUAUUACGUAGACGACUAUGACGACCAACAGGAUUACUAUGACGAGAGCGUCGAGCACGUGCCCGUAGCCAAAAAACCGGCCAGGAAACAUUCCAGGCUCAACAGUGAGUAGAUAGUGCCGAAUCUCACCACCUGUCCCGGUCUCGGGCCUAAUUUUAUACAACACAUUUCCCGGUCUCACAUUCCCGGAUGUGUAUUUAUAGACGUACUUAAUACGUAUUCAUUGUCUGGUAUGACUACGGCAAAAACAAGAAAGUAUUUCUUAUCAGUGCUCCGUAGACAGCAGGCCGUGAGACUGUUAUAACAGUUGUCUAUUUCAAUCCUUUUUGUCAUUAAUUAAAAUAAUAUAACGAAAAGCCAGCUGUAAUCAGAGGGGGGGGGAGGAAUUACCGAAUAAAUUAUUUAAUUAUGAAAAUACUAAUCCAAAAAAAAAACAAAAAAAAACAAACGUAUUCAGAAUAUGCCAGGGUGUUGAAACGGGUUUGAAAUCGGUUUUGAAAACCAGGUAACCCGGAAAAAGCGGUUCCGGUUUCGAACCCGUUUUUAACUCCCCGGACAUAUGUAUUCGAGUAUUUUUUCACCGAAAUUUCUAGUGCAGUAUUAAAAUACAAACGAAUUGCUACUAAAAUACUUAUUCGAAUACUUUUACAAGACUGAAUGUAAUAAUAAAUUGAUUAUCCAGUGGCUGCGGCAUAAUAACAAUUAAAAACCAUCGCGGAUGCGUCGAAAUAAUAUCAUAAUAACAUUGUUAUUCGUCGGUUGUGUAACACGAACGACAUUACAUAUUUUAUUGUGCCAGCCGUCAUUGUCGAGCAUGUCCAAUGAGCUGUUUUUAAUCGAUACAUUAGUUUUUAAACGCAUUAGUAAAUCGAAUACCGUGCGGCGUGUACACCGUAAUACUAUUGUCGGUAAACACGAGCUCGCCGUGAAUGUUUUAUUAAUUUUUAAAUCGAAUUUUUUUUUUUUUUACAUUUUCGAUCAUUUUCUAUCAUUAGUUGUGUACUCAUAAACAACACGUACCUCUCGCCGAAAACCAAUUAUUGAUGAAUUCAUAAUAUUAUAUUCGAAUGCUUUUGUCUUUUAGAAAGUAUUUUGUACUGUUCAUGUGUAUUAUGAACAAUAACAAUAAUAAUAAUAAUAACAAAUAGUUUUCUUCCGUAAGUUUCGACUGCUGACCGGCUAAGGAUUCCAUUCAUAAACCGUAAUCCCUGUAUUAUUACACUAACGCAUAAAGUCGUGUUAAUGUCGUUACCAUUAUUAUACGCUCGGGUGUUUUUGACUCAGUCAUUAUUUUACUACUCCUAACGUAAUAAAUUCGUUGAAAAACAAUAAUUUCUUUUCAAUUAUUUUAUACUAUUCGUAUUUGUUUUUUUUCCUCGUCAGUACAAAUUUCACACUUGCCCCAUCACCGUAUUUUGUUACCACAGUUGUACGGACCAAAACAAAUUUAUGUUUCUAUUUUUCGCUGGCGUAUCUUUAUAAUUUACUUGUGCAAUCAAACACCAUCGAAUCUUAUUUCACGAAAUCAAAUUUUCAGUUCGCGAGCAGUGAUUUUAGGAGCAUAAAAAAAUUUAAAUGUACCUAUUUCAAUUUUUUUACGGGUUUGAUUUUCGCUGAACAAAAAAAGGCAUGACGGGACAUCAUCAGUAUGCAAUAAGGAACAAAUAAGGUCGUACACAAUUACAAAAUGUUGGUAAAUCGUCUACCUGAAUUUACCUACCCUUGAAAAUAUUUAUAAGGAAAUAGAAUUGUUAAUGCAAAUCUAAACAGUAUAAUAAAAUAAUAAUAGUAAAUUUUCUUGAGGUAAAUUUUUUUUUUAUCCAAUAUUUUGCAUUUCGCCAGUAAUGACAUUAUCUAUAUUGAUUUUCUUCAUAUUAACCCUGUAGAACCUUAUUUGUUUAUAUCUACAUUCUGAUGAAUUGCCUUCAUGCUAUUUUUUGUUUAGCAAUAAUUUAACCCGUAAAAACAAUAAAAUACACAUAAAUUGCGUUAUUUAAAAUAUAAAAAAAAACUCCGCGAACUAGAAUUUUUUUUUUAAAUUUCUUUUUCUCCGUGAAACUACGUUCGAUGAUAUUGUUACACCUUUAUAGAAAUAUACGCCCUCGUCAAUAGUAGCGUAUAUAUUUUAUCAUAAGUAUAGUAUAUUCCCCGAGAGAUGUAGUUGGGAUGUAGAAGAAAGUUGGGACGAAAGGGAAGGAAAAGAUAUAUUCCCGAUCUUCCCGUCUAUGGUUUUUCCAAUACCAAUACAUUAUUUUAUUAUUUUCUUUUUUAUACUUCAAUAUCCGACUGUAAACGAUUGUAUUAACUUUGUAGGAUCUACAGAGUGUCAAUCCGAUUUUUACGGUUCAAACCCCAAUCACGUCCUAAUUUUAAUCGGUUUUGGUCAUUUCAGAUUACAAACCGACCGACCUUGAUGUCGAUUACCCGGAGAGUAGUUCCGAAUCGGACCGAGCGCCAAGCGGCAAUUUCAAGCACAGGGACAGGGGGGCGGCCGCCGGACACCAGCAGCAGCAGCAACAGCAGCAGCAGCAACAGGAACAACAGCAACAGCAACAGACAGUCGUGACGAAGAACGUGUCCAAUCAAAUAACGUCGGUGUACGAUAAGCCGAGAGCUCCGCCCAAGAUCCGCCGACCUGUGCCAAUCAACGAACGGGAUCGGUACGAUUACACGUCCGCCUCGAAGACGGGUCAACAGUCUCCGGCAGCUCCGGUUGCCGCGGCUGCUCCGACAACGACCACGACCACUACUACGACUACGACCGAAGCCCCGUCGACAAAGGCCGCCGCAACCGUGUCCAAGAGCAAAGAGCCACCGCGGCCGGUGACGGAAGAAGUGAUAGAGUAUUACGAUGACGAUGAACUCGAAGAAGAGUACGUAGCCGAACCGCAAGUGCCCUCCGUCAAGCCCGCCGUGUUGAAACCCGAGCCGAUCAAACCAGCCAAGGCGGCUGCUAGGACAACCGUAGUGGUUGAUUACGACUCGCCAGAUCGCAACAGGCGGCCACCGGCCGCGGCCGCUGGGGCAGCCCGGUCCAAGGUCAACAGGGGGCCUGUGCAGGUACCACAGUCGCAACCACAGCCCGUACAGGCAGUUGUUGCACGCAAGAAACCUACGACCGCGGCACCGGUGGAUCAAGGCGUGAUUGUGGCAGACGAAUACGAAGACGAGCUGCCGGCUGCGGCUACGCGCCAAUCCAUCGCCGCGGCCACGAAACAGCGGGCAUCCGGACCGUUCUUGGUGAGGCCCGCGAAACCGGCCAAAGCCAAGUCACAACCGCCUGCAGCCGUUGCAGUAGACGACGUCCAGGAAGACGAAGAAGAACCGGUCAUUUACAAACAACAGCCGGCAAGGCAGGCUCAGAGAGUCAGCGUCAGGCAAGUAAUGGCUCCGUCGCACAGGCACAGGUCGCCGCAGCUGCAGCAGUCCGCCGCGGACCAUCCGCACACGCAAUACAACAACAACAACAAACAAGUCAGGGCGGCAGCGUCCGCAAACAGCAGGAGGCCCGCGCGGCCCGUCUACGAGUACGCCGACGAGUACUACGACGAAUAACAACGGCGUAGCGUAUCUGCGCCUAUACCGGCGGACAAUAAAUUCGGGUUAGUCGGCCUGACCUAUAACCCGGCGCGACGGACGCCGUACGAUAUCAAUGCAGGUGUAUUAUACCGGCGUUCCGGCGCCCGGGCGAUUGCCGUCGGUCACAACGGAAUAAAAGCUCAUGUGUAAUAUUAUUAUUUUUAUUAUUAUUAUUAUUAUUAUUAUUAUUAUUAUUAUUAUGAUUAUGAUUAUAAUUAUCAUUAUUAUCAUUAUUAUUAUGAUUAUCAUCAGUGCGUCGGAACACGCGUUAUUAUCUACGUAAAAACGAAUUUUAAUUAUUAUUAUUUUAUUAUAUAGUACGUAAUACGGUAAUGCGCGACAUUAAACAUACGAUUUUGUGUAAUAAAAAAAAAUAUAUAUAACAUUUAAUUUUUA